CCGGAGCCAUUUGGGCGAAGAACGCGUGGCUACCCGGAGCGCUUCAGCGGGUGCUCUAGUGACGGCGGGAACCACCAUGGCGGGUGGAUGGUAAUGCCGGUGACGGUCCGAAAACUCGCCUUACCAUGGUAAGGGGUGGAGAAUGGGCUCCAGUCCCCCCUCUGUCUCACAGGGGGAUUCUACCCCAUAGGAGCUCCCCUUCUCCUCCCCGCCCCCUGUCAGCACCCUUCUCCCUCCCUCUCCAAGCCUGACUCCCCUUCUUAAAUUGGCCGGGAUAGAAACUGGAGAGGGCAAUAAGUAGGUGGGUAAACAAAUAAAAUAAAUGAAAGCCCUGCCCUGUAGGACUACGGCGACCAACUUUUAAACACUCCCCGUCCUCUGAAUUCUGUUGUCCCGCGUGUGUUUUGAGCAUAUGCAGAGUUCUUCUCCACUUCCUCCCGACACCCGCUAAAGGGAAGCAUCAGCUUUUUCUUUUUUAAAAGAAACGACUGUGCAUCCAACUAAGUUGGGUGGGUAUUAAGUAGACCCAUUGAAAUCAUAGUCAUGUCUGAAUCUCAGUGGGUACGUUUUGAGUGGAACUUAGUUGGGUGCAGCCCAAAGUGUGUAGCUCUUAGCACAUGUGCAUAGUUCUUCCUCCACUUCCUGACACACCUGCCCCACACUGCCUCAUGAAGGACAGCAUCCAUUUCAAAAGGAUGAAGUUGAUUUUUUUUUAAAAAAAAUGUUUAAACGGUCUCCCUUCCCAAGAGUGACACAUUUGAAAAUACAGUGGUACCUUGCAAGACGAAUGCCUCGCAAGACAGAAAACUUGCAAAACGAAAGGGUUUUUGGUUUUUUGAGUUGCUUCGCAAGACGAUUUUCCCUAUGGGCUUGCUUCGCAAGACGGAAACGUCUUGCAAGUUUGUUUCCUUUUUCUUAAAACCGUUAAUACAGUUGCGUCUUGACUUCGAGGAGCAACUCAUAGCACGCGGUGUGGUAGCCUUUUUUGAGGUUUUUGAAGACUUUGGUGAUUUUUGAAGCUUUUCCAAAACUUUUCCGACACCGUGCUUCGCAAGACGAAAAAACCGCAAGACGAAAAAACUCGCGGAACGAAUUAAUUUCGUCUUGCGAGGCACCACUGUAGGAGGGAAGAUUAUCAAACAUGUUUUUUUGUGUGCAUCUCUGUGUUUGUUUUCUGGCUUUACAUCCUCCCAUUUUUGCAGCUGAGAAUAAAAUUCUAUCUACUUCUUCCUAGCAAUACCACCCGUCUGCACCUUUCAUAUCAAACUGGCUUGCCAAGAUUUUACCUCUGAAAGUUUGCUUCAAGAAGAUAUCUCUCACCUUUUUGCCCUAGCUCUUGUAAACCUCCCUCCCCCAUAGUUAAUAUCACCCCUUAUCCCAAGGCUAUUUCAUGUACAAAACAUUUAUGUGUAGGAAAUGAUGUGAAACAAGUCUGUGCAUUUGUCAUCUAUGGGGAUCAUGCAUGUAUUCAUUGAAUUAGCUUUAUGCGUGGAGUGCAGCUGCAAUGGGAGUUUGCAGCCUGGAUAUGGAGGUUCAGUGAAUUAUAAAUAACUGUCAAAAGGGUUUCUAACAUACUUUUCUCCACUUAAUUGUUUUCUGGGUGGGACUUGCUGGAUAUGUGAAGCAGGAAGCUGAAAGUAGAGGUCAAAUUUCUGGAAACAGUGGAAGAGAUUGCAUUUUUUUUCUUUUUCCUCAUCUUCCUAUCUUUUGCUGAAACCUUUUUUUUUUUUUUGCCAAAUCAGAACUCGCUGGUUCCUUCUUUCCCUUUCUCUGUACAAUCCGUAAUGGAUAUUGUACCUUUAGGUUGCAUCAAUAUCCCUUUUCCAACCUCUGUUUUGUAUAGCAUCCUCCUUUCUCCUAGAUACUUUCCACGCCAAACUUUCUCCAGUAAAUAUCAGAAGUUCCUACUUGGUGGUUUUGUUCUCUUCUUUUUAGGUACCUGUCUUAAUCUUAUUUAUUGCAUUUAUAUCCCAAUUUGCUUCCAUUGUGGAACUCAGGGCAGUGUUGUGCGUUAUGUUUCCAGGGAAUCCAAGCAUUGACCAGCAAGGCUGCCGUAUCCUGCAUCUUCAGUCCAUGCAUCAUUAUUCAAUGUGUACCCAUUCUCCUGGACUCUUUCCACACUGCUUUUGUUCUUUCAUGUGUUUCUUACCUACAUUUGCCUCUGGAACCCUGUUGGGGAUGAAACCGGUAUGGGAAAAGUCAGGGAAAGAGAAGGAUUAAAGAACUGCUGCUCUCUAUUGCAAAGUUUCUCCUGUUUCAUCUUUCUUUUUUGCAAUGGUGUAGGGGGCCCAUCAUCAGAGUAAUGCAGCUUAACAUAUAAUUAGGCCCUCACGAUACUUCCCAGAAACUUUAUUGCACCUGCCCUUUGUAGUCAUACUCUGGAACAGGUAGGAAACCUGUGGCCAUUCAUAUGUUGCUGGAUUACAUCCCCAGUCAUCCCUGACCACUGGCCAUGCUGGCUGGGGCUGUUGGGAGCUGGAGUCCAGCAAAAGCUGGGUUUCUCAUAAAUUCCCUUGAAAGUUCUCCUUCCAGGUUCUCGUUCGAGCUGGUGUCAUCUUCAGUUAUUCCAGAUCUUUCUCCUCCUGUGAGGUGGCUUUUCAUAGCUGAUGUGGUCUGACCAAGGCAGAAUAAAGUGGUACUAUUACUUCUCUUCAUCAAGACACUAGACUUCUGUUGAUGCAGUCUAGAAUAGCAUUAGCUUUUUUUGCUGCUGCAUCACACUGUAGACUCAUGUUAAACGUGUGGUCUACUAAGACCUCCAGAUCCUUUUCACAUGUACUACUGGCAAGCCAGGUGUCCUCCAUCUUAUUUUUGUGCAGCUGGUUAUUCCUGCCUAAGUGCAGAAGAUGACGUAUGUCCCUACUGAAAUUUAUUUUGUUCAUUUUAGCCCAAUUCUCCAAUCUGUUAAGCUCAUAUUGCAUCCUGUUUCUUUCUUCAGCAGCAUUAGCUACCCCUCCCAGUUUAGUGUCAUCUGCAAUUUGGAUCAGCAUUGCCUCAAUUCUUUCACCCAACUCAUUUAGAUAGACAUUGAACAAAAACGGACCCAGGACAGAAUCCUACAAUACUCAACUUGUCCCUGUUUUCCAGGAUAACAACGAAUAACUAGUAAGCACUCUUUGGAUUCAGACACUCAGCCAGCUACAAAUUCACCUAAAAGUUACCUUGUCCAGUCUAUAUUUUACCACAUUCUCCACAAGAAUAUUAUGGGGGACUUUGUCAAGAGCCUUACUGAAAUCAAGAUACACCAUAUUCACAGCUUGUAACUCUAUCAAAUAAAGAAAUGAUAUUUGUUGGGCCUGACUUGUUUUUGAGAAACCCAUGCUGGGUUUUAAUAAUCACAUCAUCCUUUUCUAAGUGCUGACAGAUCAAUUAUUUAAUAAGCUGUUCUAGGACCUUUGCUUCUAUCAAUAAGCUCACUAGUUGGUAGUUAUCUGGGACUUCUUCCUCUUCCUUUUGAAGAUGGGAACAACUUUUUGCCCACCUGCCUGCCUGCAGGGACCUCGCCUAUUCUCCUAGAAUUCUCAAAGGUUAUAGACCAGAGGUUCUGAGAGCAAGCACCUUUAGUACCCUUGGGUGCAUCUCAUCAGGUCCUGGAGAUUUAAAUUCAUAUAAGGCAGCUAGAUGUUUCCUUACCACCUUUUUUUCUGUCUUGGGCUGCAGCCCCCACCUUGCAUCGUUUAUUCUAUUAUUGCCAGGUUGGGCACUGCCUUCAUUUUGGGUGGAGACAAGCAAAGUAGCUGUUGAGUUGAGCAGUUCUGCCUUCUGACACCCAAUAGCUUUUCUGCAUCUUCAGCAUGCAGAGGGAGAUUAUGAGGGGAGUGAUUGUUGCUUGUUAAAAAUAUGUACAUCUGUUAAAAUGCUUUGGAGUUCAUAAUGCUGCUGUGGCAUUUGUCUAAUGAUGUCUUGAGAUGAUGGGUUUAUAGUUGGGAACCAUGGAGGAAAAAGAGAAAUGUGAAUUUAAAAAGAUACAAUAAGCAUCCUGUGUGGGAGACCAAGCCCUUGCUUUGCAAUGGAAAACUAUGAAGGUGAUCCAUUCUAAUGAAGUGGGACCUGAUUGACAUCAAGGGAAAAGGCAUGGUUGAAAGGACGCUUAUCAGGUCUGGGUUUGGUCUGUGCCGGGAUGGGAGAACACCCAGGAACACCAUGUAAACCAUCUUUAUCUCCAUUGUGGAAUAGAAAUGUGAUGAUGAUGAUGAUGAUGAUGAUGAUGAUGAUGAUAAUAAUAAUAAUAAUAAUAAUAAUACUUGACAUUAAGUUGCCUUAAAUAUAAAUGACCAGAGCACAUGCAUGCAUUGCCACAAUUAAGCAUAGCAGAUGGAGGGCUGAGAGAACAGUAAAUCUGAAGAAGUAUUGGUACAGAUGGGACAAAGGUGGCAUGCUCAUAUCUCCAUACUCCCUCCCCAAGGAGUCAUGCUCUACCCAUCUUCUCCCAUUUCCGUCCAUGCUUUGAACAUUCUCCAGCUCCAGUGUAAUUAAUUAUGUGCUCUUGAAGCCCACUUUGCUUCCAAAGCAAAGUACUUUCUAUCUGUAGCUCUUGACUGCAUCCAUUCUUGCAAUAGCCUGACAACCUUCCCCAGCCUAGUGCCCUCCAGAUGUUUUGGGCUGCAGUUCCUGUCAGCUCCAGCCAACUGAGAUGGAGAGUUGCAGUCUAAAAGUUUCCACAUUUGUGAAAUAGUCCACUGAAAGGGGAAAUGCCUAGCUCCAUGUUGCCCUUGAUUAAUUGUCAGCUGGGUCACUUGCCAGAAGACUUAUCCACCAUGCAUGAAUUCUUGAAUGUGGGGUGGAAUGUUUAAUUUCUUCUUAAUUUUGAGAUAUAAAUAUGGAUAUGCUGUUGUUGGGAUGUCUAAUAAGUCACAUGAAUGAAUUUUGCUGGACAUAACUUUUCAGUGAUUUUGCCAUAUUUUUAUUAUUAUUUUUGGUCCCAGAUGGAUAUUUUGCUUAAGAGAAUGUAGUUAUCUUUGUUUUAUAAAUACACACCCCCUCAAUCCAUAUCCUUUUGAAUUUUACCAGAAAAGUGAAUAACUGCGCUGGCUAUACAUUUUAUAAUGAAAGACAUUAUUGAUGAUUAUUUUACUUGCUGUAUUUAGGGACCAUCCUUCCACCAUAACUGCCCCCAAUGUGGUUUUACAAAAAAGAAAAAGAGAUUUCAAAACAGUUCACGCAAUUACAGUCUUAAAAAUAAAUCUAGCAAUCAUUUGGCAAAAAUAGCAGCAGUCAAAUAGGAAUAACAGCAGGAGAGUCAAAACAGAGUGUCAGAACAAGUAACAGUACAAUAAUAACUAUUAAUUUCAUUUCUGAAGGCAAAAAAAUAGAGAAGAGUAUUGUAGUUGCAUGUCACAGAACGCCCCAUUUCUUGCUUAGGUAGGCAGCCUGUUGUUCCUAAUUUCAAAAGACUUCAGCAAGCAGUCAGUUCAGAUCUCUUGCAAGAGUAAUCUGCCCCAUGUCCAAUAACUUGCACAGUGUGAAGGCUUAGGUGGGGGAGAGAGAUAAUAAUAAUAAUAAUAAUAAUUUUUAUUUAUACCCUGCCCUCCCCAGCCAAGGCCGGGCUCAGAGCGGCUUACAAGCAAUAAUAAAAACAAGAUGAAUGAUUAAAUAGAUGUCAGAAAAAGAGGGGCAGACACAUACUUUGCAUGGUGUUCUAGACCACUGCUUGCUUUGGUCCUACCCAGCAUGUAGCCCUUGACAGAUUACCUCGAGCUCUGGUUUCUUGGAAAUGAGCAGCAUGCUUGUGCACACUGCCCGGUUGCUCUUGCUUCAUUUCUCCCUUGGCACAAGCACAAAAAACAAGCAUGACAAACAAGCAUGACUCCCUACCACAUCUGAGCCAAGGAUUGUGGUGUCUCCAAAAUAAGUGAGUAUUCAUAAGCCAAUAACAAGCCAUUUUUAAAGCUGGCUAGUGCUCAUAGCUUUUAAAGGAGAAACACCUGUGAUUCAGAUGUUUUGAGAAGUGAAGCUUAAUUGCAGUGUCCUAGUCUCUUCUUCCACUGACUAUGGGAUAGGAAUGAAGGAGGAAUGAGCAGGUAAGGAGCAGGAGUUGAUUAAGAACCUAAGAACAGUCCUGCAGGAUCUGGCCAAGCUGUCAUUCUAGUCCAGCAUCCUGUUCUUACAGUAACCAGCUAGAUGCUUGUGGGAAACCAGCAAGCACAAGAGUCCUCUCCCUUCCUGUGGUUUCCAACAACUGCUAUUCAUGAGCAUUGCUGCUUCCAGCAAUGGAGGUAGAAUGUAGCCAUCAUGACAAUUCUUGAUGCUCAGAAGAUUGCUUCCCAGGAGAAGGACAAGCAUGAUCCAAUCUAUGCUCUGUGUACAGGAGUGGAAUGCCCGCAGUUCUUCACAUGUGGGAGAUAAUGGUUCAGUGGCUAGGCAAAUUGGCUCACAGAGCUACAUUCCAAGGUUUGACUUUAGUGAAAAACUAUUGACCUUUACUGAACAAUGAUAAUAAAUUAUUUACAUUGAUUUUGUCACAAAGAUUAAAAAAGUUUUUACAAAAUUUCAUUCAUGAUCAAUGUGGCUACUGGUCAAGAGACGGCACCUGGAACACAUUAUGUAUUUUGGAAUAUCUGAAUUGCCACAGUGAGAAGCAAGCUGCUUUGAUAUUUUGGAAUGCAGAAAAAGCCUUUGACAAUGUGAAUUGGGUAUUCUUGUUUAGAGUAUAGCAAGAAAUGAACUUUGGAGAUAACUUUAUUAAAUGGGUAAUACGUAUUUAUACACCACAGAAAGCCCAGAUAAUUGUUAAUGGAGAACUGAUAAAACCAUGCAAAAUAUAGAAGGGGACAAGGCAAGGGUGUCCAUGGUUCCCACUGCUUUUCAUUUUGGUCUUGGUAGUCUUGCUUAGAGACAUUACACAAUAUGAGAGAAUGAUGAGAGUAAAGAUCCAAAAAGAAACUUAUAAGUAACAGGCAUUUGAUGGAAACUUGAUGUUAGUUCUGGAAAAUCUGCUACAGGGAGUAGAGAUUCUGAUGGAUAAACAAAUUUUGAUAUGUUACCAGGCUUUAAGGUUAAUCACCAGAAAAUGAAAAUGUUAAUAAAGAAUAUGACAACAGAAGAUCAGAAGGUUUUGUUGGAGAAACCAGGGCUGCAAAUUGGAAAAAGUAAAAUAUUUGGAUGUUGUUAUGUAAAAUGUGAAUUGUAUGUUGUUUCAAAAUAAUUAUGUUAAGACAUGGGCUGAAAUUUUGAAAAAUAUGUCAAGGUGGGAAGCUAAAAAUGGGUAGAAUCUCAGUGAUAAAGAUGAAUGUUUUGCCUAGAAUGAUGCCUUUAUUUCAAACAAUACCUAUUUUGAUUAAUGAUUUCUGUUUAAACAAUGACAGAAAGAUUAAUCUAAGUUUUUAUUGCAGGAGAAAAAGCCACAAGUUAAAAUCUAAGUAUUGCAAGAUGCAAAGGAUUGGGUUUACCUGAUUUGAAAUUGUACUUUGCAGCUUGUUGCUUAGGGUGGAAGAAGAAAUGGCUGACAUUGAGAAAUAAGAGACUUUUGGAACUAGAAGGAUGUGAGUUGAGGUUUGGAUGCCAUGGAUAUUUGUGGUAUGUUAAAAAGUUAAUGUGGAUUUCAAAAAUAACUUUAUUAGAUGUGCCUUAUUAAGAGUCUGGAAUAGAUAUAAACCUAGGUUAUGUACAAAGACAUUGUUAUGGAUUUCACCACAAGAAGCCUUUUAUAGAAAAGAGGUGACAGGCAAAGAGAAAUGGUUAACCUAUCAAGACUUCUUAGAGUGGAACCAAGGAGAUGGUAAAAUUAAAACAAGGGAACUUUUAGCACUGGAAGGUGAUAGCUUCCAGUGGUUUUCUCAUCUACAACUAACGGAGAUUCAAGCUGGAUAAAAAGACUUUGGUGUAGAACAAAAAACAUUUUGAAAUACAGUUGUGUACAAAUGAUGAACAUGUUGCAAAAAUGUAUAAACUUUGGUUGAAAUUGAAAUUUAAUCUAAAUGUGGAAUUUUUUUUGGUUGUAAUAGAUGGAACAUGUGGAUGAAAGUGCUAAGAUUUACAUUGUGUUAUGGUCUUAAAGAUUUUUUAAAUAUAAUGAUGUAUCAGUGGUAUACAGUCCUACCUUGAUUUUCUAACAGGAUGUGUUCCGGAAAUCCGUCCAACUUCCGAAAUGUUUGGAAACCAAGGCACGGCUUCUGAUUGGCUGCAGGAGUGUCUUGCAGUCAAUUGGAAGCCAUGCCAGAUGUUCAGCUUCCAAGGCAAAGUUCGUAAACUGGAACACCUACUUUUGGGUUUGCGAUGUUUGAGUUCCGAGUUGUUUGUGAACUAAGUUGUUUGAAAACCAAGGUACAGUGGUACCUCGAUUUACGAACUUAAUCCGUUCUGGAAGUCAAUUCUUAAACCAAAACCAUUUUUAAACCGAGGCGCACCUUCCCUAAUGAGGCCUCCCGCCGCCGGUGCCCUUCCACCAUUCAGAUUCCGUUCUUAGACCGAGGUAAAAUUCUCAAACCAAGACACUAUUUCCGGUUUUGCAGAGUUUGUAAACCAAAUCGUUAAACCGGACUGUUCUUAAACCGAGGUACCACUGUACAACUGUAUAACUCUGGCAAAGUUAUAUUCGGAAUGUAUAAAAAUGUUCCAGAUGUUUGCUGGAAGUGUGAAAAAUAUGAAGGGACAUAUUACAGUGGUGCCUCGCAAGACGAAAUUAAUUCGGUCCGCGAGUUUUUUCGUCUAGUGAAUUUUUCGUCUUGCGAAGCACGAAAUCCCAUAGGAAUGCAUUGAAAUUCAAUUAAUGCGUUCCUAUGGUCAAAAAAAGUCCAAACAAAGCCAAAUUUGGUACAACAAGAGCUUAUUAAGUGCUCUUUAAAGUCACACAUACUGUAAAGAGCAUUUCAAAAAUUGAAGGAACAAUAAAUUAAGUUUCUAAACAUGACAGAAAAACAUUUAAAAAUCAACAAAGUGUACAGUACAUUUUCUAAGACUCUGGGGACAACUCGAAGAAGGUUCCUCUUCCACUCUUUGCUUCUUGCUGAAGAACCUGUCCAUGGUCUGCUGCUUCAUCUGCCUUUUCAGCACCUCCCUGAAAGGCGACAUGACCCUCGUAUCAAAAGUGUUCGCAAGGUCAUGUGCCACGUGCUUGUCAGGGUGGUGCCGCUGUGCAAAAGCCUGCACAUCCUUCCACUUCAGGCAAAUGUCCCUCAGUUCUUUGGAGGACAGCCGUUCCUCAGUUGCUUCCUCCUCUUCCAGCGAGGCCUGCUCCUGCGCAGCCUCUGCCUGCAGUUCGACCAGCUCCUGGGUGGUCAGCUCGUGGUCGUGCUCCUGCACCAGCUCGCUGAUGUCCUCCUCUGUGACCUCCAGGCCCAUGGUCCUCCCCAAGGCAACAAUGUCCUGCACCACUGUUGACUCUGGUGCAUCAGAGUCACUUGGUGCCACACAGUCCGGCCACAGGCUGCUCCAAGCGCAAUUCAAAUUUCUCUGGCUGAUCCCGUUCCAGGCCGUGGUGAUCAUCUUCAAGCAGGUGACGAUGUCGAAGUGGUCCUUCCAGAAUUCCCGCAGGGUGAUGGUGGUGCAAUCAGUCACCUCGAAGCAUCGCCUGAAAAGCUCCUUGGUGUAGAGUUUUUUGAAAUUGGUGAUGACCUGCUGAUCCAUCGGCUGGAGCAGUGGUGUGGUGUUAGGCGGCAGGAACAUGAUGCUGAUGAAGCUGAACUCCUCCAACAAGUCCUCCUCAAGGCCUUUAGGAUGAGCAGGAGCAUUGUCCAUCAGAAGCAAAGCCUUCAGCGGCAGGUCAUUGUCCAGCAGGUAAUGUUUGACAGCAGGGUCAAAAGCAAGAUUGACCCAGUCCACAAACAGCACACGUGUGACCCAAGCCUUACUUGUUGGAUCGCCACAUGACACUCAGCUGCUCCUUGUCGACCUUGUGUUUCUUGAAGGCCCGUGGGUUCUCCGAGUGGUACACCAGCAGGGGCUUGAUCUUCAGGUUGCCGCUUGCGUUGGCACAGAAGAGCAGGGUCAGACGGUCCUUCAUGGGCUUGUGGCCAGGCAACUUGGCCUCCUCCUGUGUGAUGAAAGUCCUUUUGGGCAUCCUCUUCCAAAACAGCCCGGUCUCGUCGCAGUUGAAGACCUGCUGUGGAACGUAGCCCUCUGUCUUCACAACCUCCAGGAACUCUGCUGCAAAGUCUUCAGCCGCAGAAACAUCAGAACUGGCAGCCUCUGCAUGCCUGACCACGCUGUGGAUUCCAGAUCUUGUCUUGAACCGGUCAAACCAGCCUCUGCUUGCCUUGAAGACUUCUGGCUCGCCUGAGGUUCCUGGCUGUUCCCGGACGAGGUCUGCGUGCAAGGCCUUGGCUUUCUCACAAAUGACGGCCUCAGUCACUGUGUCCCCUGCACGCUGCUUCUCUUCUAACCAGAUGAGCAGCAACUUCUCCACCUCCUCCAGAACAGCUGGGCGGUUCUUCACGAUCCUGGUGACUCCCUUGGCUGCAUCAGUCGCAAGGAUCUAAUCCCUCAUCUUCAGGAUGGUCCCGAUGGUCGAUGGAUUCCUCCCGUACUCCCUGGCGAGGUCUGUCACACGCAUUCCACCGUCGUGCUUCCAGAUGAUCUCCUUCUUCAUUUCCAGCGUAACCUUAGCCUUCUUUCCCUCGCUGGCCUCUGCAGCAGCAGUCUUCUUGGGUCCCAUGGCAGCACAGCUCCUACCUGCGCAACCCCAAAAAAGUAAUAAUAAUCAGUGCUUCACAUCCAAAAAAUUCAAAACCACCCAGCCACCCACCACACAGAAAUUCAAACCCAGAUCCAAGUCAUUGAAUUCCAAACACCCCAACCCAAAAUCCAAACCCCCCCAAAAAAGUUUUAAAAGUUUAACUUACCGAAUGGCUGCAAAAGAAGUUUUGGAAAAGCUUCAAAAAUCACCAAAGUCUUCAAAAACCUCAACUAUUCCCCCAGCCACCCACCACACAGAAAUUGUAAACCCCUCCCCAACUGUUCCCCCAGUCACCCACCAUACAGAAAUUCAAACCCAGAAUUUUUUUUUAAAAAACAGCAGAGUGGCCCAAUGGUCACAGAAAAUCAUAAAAAUGCAGAAAAAAACCACACAAGCUUCCAGAUUCUUGCAAACCCCUCCCCAACUGUUCCCCCAGCCACCCACCACACAGAAAUUCAAAUCCAGAAUUUUUUUUAAAAAGCAUAGUGGCCCAAUGGUCUAAAAAAAAAUCAUUAUAAUGCAGAAAAAAACACACAAGCUUCCAGAUUCUUGCAAACCCCUCCUCAACUGUUCCCCCAGCCACCCACCACACAGAAAUUCAAACCCAGAUUUUUUUUUUAAAAAAACAGCAGAGUGGCCCAAUGGUCACAGAAAAUCAUAAAAAUGCAGAAAAAAACACACAAGCUUCCAGAUUCUUGCAAACCCCUCCCCAACACCAAGUCCUUGAAUUCCAAACACCCCAACCCAAAUUCCAAAACCCCCCAAAAAAGUUUAACUUACCAAAUGGCUGCAAAAGAAGUUUUGGAAAAGCUUCAAAAAUCACCAAAGUCUUCAAAAACCUCAAAAAAGGCUACCACACCGCGUGCUAUGAGUUGCUCCUCGAAGUCAAGUCGCAACUGCACCUCUUCAAGCAGUGCACCCUGGGUAUUAACGGUUUUACGAAAAAGGAAACAAACUUGCAAGACGUUUUCGUCUUGCGAAGCAAGCCCAUAGGGAAAUUUGUCUUGCGAAGCAGCUCAAAAAACGAAAAACCCUUUCGUCUAGCGAGUUUUUCGUCUUGCGAGGCAUUCGUCUUGCGGGGCACCACUGUAUCAUGCUUGGUGUACUUGUAAAAAAGCUAAGAAAUAUUGGAUACAAAUUCAGAAGUUUUUAAAGGUUAAAAUUCAAUUGAAGCCAGAAUUCUUCCUGCUAAAAAUAAUGGAAAUACAAUUAGAAAAGGACCAUGAAACAUUAUUUCAAUAUAUGAUUACAGCAAUGAGAUAUGCACAAAGAUUCAUCAUUACCUACUAUGGAGGAAUAGUUGUUAAAAUUAUUGGACUUAGUUCAGAUGGUGAAGUUGAUGUGUUGAAAUUUACUAAAGAUUGUUAUAGAUUUUUGGCGGGAAAGAAAAUGAGCAUGUGAUAUCUGGGUUUGAGGAUUGAAGAAAUUAGUGGUCUAGAGGAAGUGGAAUAAUUGGGUGGAUCCACUUGGAGUGGAUGUUUUGAUUAAUUCUCUAUAGCUGACAGACAAAAAUGGGAAAUUAUUAUUUUUUCUUUUCUUUUUUCUUUGUGUUUUUAUUUAGAUUAGUUUUUUUAUCUUUGAAAUUAUAAAAAGAUAUUGGAUAUACGGUAUUAAUUUUUGUAUAUCUUUUUUCAAACUUCAAUAAAACCUCUUGGAAAAAAGAACAUGUUAGCAGUCUUUAUUCUAGAUUUACAUCUGUGCUGAAAGAGAGGAGAAGCCAGAAUAUUUAGGAUGGUUAUCACCUAAUUAAACGGAGAAGUGACUUAUCCCAUGAGUUUUAGUUGAGUAAUUAUUAAAUUUCCAUAUGGAAGAAAACAAUAUUUUGGAAAGAGAAUAGGGAAAUUGUUCUUGAACAGUAGGCUUCAACCUUUUCAGACCUAGGACCCACUUUUAACCCAAGCAUGCAUUUGAGGACCCAUUUAUUAAUCUUUAACCAUAUAUUUAUAUGCUGGUAGUGCUCCUGUUGCAACCCUUCUUGGAUCAGGCCCACCAGUUGAAUAUCAGUGUUCUAGAUGAUGCAUGAAGCAUUGCAUUCUGCAUGGGAGAUAAAGGAGGCUUUCUCCUUAAGAUGGUACAUGCACUCUUCAGUGUUUGUAAUUAUACAAGCAAUAGAAAUUAAAGGUAACAUGUUUUAAAAAACAAUUCUGGGGCAUUUUUUCAUCAGUCAUAAGUUUUAAAUUGCUUUGUCUUAACAUACUAAGGCUGCAAUCCUAUAUACUCACUUUCCUUACUUCUUCCCAGACAUACAAAUAAUUAAGCUGUGAAUUUUGCUGCUGUAAUUAGCUGCUUUGUUUUAAACUAUGCAUUUCUUUUUGAAGACUUUUGUCUGUAAAUACCUUCUGGGACUCUUUAAAUCGUUGAAGUGAAAAUAGACUGACAAAACCCAACAUUUUACUCAAGGCUAUGUUCACACAUAGAAUCAUAGCACUAAGCCAUAAAGGAGGUGUAAGGAACCUCAAGCCUGGGGGCUAAAUGUGGCUCCUCGGUCUUCUCUGUCUGGCCCUCAGCAGUUUCCUCAGGCCACACUAGCCAUACCCCUCACUGGCCUGCUCCAUGCUCUUGAGGGUUUUGCCUGUCUGGAAUAUGUCCUAGAACUCUGACCAUACCUCUUCCUUUCCUGGAUAGAAACUAGUCUGCUGUACAAAAGUAACAUUUACAUUUGUUGUUCUGGCCCUGCUCACUAGUGAUUGUUGUUGGGGGCGAAACAAACCAUGAUCCCAGGUUCUGAUAUCUAUAUCAUUUGUGGUUCAUUUACCCGCUUGCGCAAAGAAGGGAAUGAAGCGGGAGCACAUGGGCAGUUCACGGUGUGACUUACUAAACAUUAUGAUUUAUUGUUACCUGCAAACAUGGCCAAGAAGUGGCAAUUUAUAUAUUUUACUCAGAGCAGUGUCUUAAAAAAGAGCAGGGAAAAAAAGAGCAAGGCUUCUGCAUCCUUGAACCACAAACAGAGGAUGUGCCUUCAGAAUCUUUACAGUAAGGUUUUAUAUGUGCCAAGGAUAAUAAAUCAGUUCUAACUUUGCCCAUGAAUGGAUUUCAUUGCACUGUAAAAUGAACUGUUGUAGCAAAGCAAUUACUCUGUGAAAGAUGGGAGAGAACAAGAAGUUCUUCAGCAAAUAAAGUAGGAAAGGAGGCUUUAAAUAACUGGAUGAAGUUUUGUUGCAUCUCAUAGUAGUAAAGUAACAUGGCAAGUGUGUGCUUUGUACUAAGAACCUGGGUCUGGUUUAGAUCCAGCCUUUUUGAGCUUUAAGUGCAGCUAUGAGUCACUUGCUUCUGAUAAGACUCCUCCAGGGCCUGUGAAGCUGGUUUCAUGUGGACAUUCUAUAGACAAUUUUUACGAUCUGUAUAUAGUGUUAUUCUUAAAUCCCCCUCUUCAGGAGUACUAACAUACUUGUCAAAUAAACCAGUAUCCUGCAUUCUUCCAUGUCUGGCUAAAGAUGGUUGUUGCUGGUUUUCUUAACAGCUUGCUGGCUUGGGCUAGGCUCUGUCACUGAAUUGCUUUUUGAAGUAGUUUGUGCUUGUAGAAUUCAAACUGGAAAAUACAGCAGUCUAUAUAUGGACUCUGCAUCGUGUGCUGUUGUUUUGACUUCUCAGCCCUGCUGGUUUUCUGGUAGUCUUUGGCCUUGGCCUUUUCUCUUUAGGGUCUGUUGGAUUUCAUACCUGAUCCUUCUGCCCCAAGGAUUUGUAUGACGAAAGCUGCGUGGGAAAUGCAUGUUUGUUCUCCUGAGCAAGAGACUGUGUUUUGGUUCUGCGGCAGGCUGCCUCCCACAGUCACAUUCUUAUCAUGGGUGUAUGAAUGAAGUUGGAAAACACUAUGAAGCAAUGUGAACACCCAGUUACCUGCUCAAUUUUCAGGGCUUUGGAAUGUGUCCCCUAGGAGCUGCUUCUUAAGCAAAAUGUAAUAUCUAUUUAAGUGUGUAUCUCAAAAUACAAUGUGUAAAUGAAACAAAUAAGCAUAAAACAUUUUGUUUUAAAGACUUCCCUAAAUUGGCUGAAGCUCCUGGUAUGUAUGAAGUUUAGUUGCAAAGGUGGGUUGGUUUCAUCUUUAUAAGUAGAAUGGCCCUCAAGUACAGCAUUCAAAAUCCUCCAGGCGCCAGGCACAUUUUGCAACUGGAAUGUUCUGUCAUGGUCAUGUGGGCCCUCAUCUGUAGCCACAUGUGGUAUAAGCAAGACAUAACUUGGCCACCUCAUUGCUGUCUGUGAGAACUGAGUAGUUGUGGGUUGUUGUCUUCCUUUGUGGUUGGGGUAGAGUUGAUUGUGUUAUGUUUUACUGGACUAUUGAUUUUUGUAUUUAUUCGGAUGCUGUUUUUGAUGACUUAGGCAUUACCUGGAAAAGCAGAUUAGAAAUAUUUUUCAAAAUAGAAACACACGCACACACAAAACCUGGGUCCUCCUGCCCCUGCCUCUAGAUUCAAGUGGUACAGCCCAGAUAUAGGAAGGUCAGCCACUUCAGGAAGAGCUAGGCCUUGCAGGAACUUGCACUAGAUACCAGCUGGCUCCAAGCCCCCAACCCCCUGGCCUUAAAUAACCAUUUUCUAAUCUAAAGGCCCUGUAGCACAUUAUGUUUUGUGGCCAGCCUGUGCAAUCCUUCAGAUGCUUUCUGAAACAUUUAGCUAACCGCUGCCCUGUCAUUUUCCUAGGAAACCAUCAUGUUCCCCGUAAAGGUCACUUCUGCUUGCUCCUUGCCUCCUGUUGGUUAUUAAUUUUAUUAAAUGCAUGUUGCCCACAGCUUGUUCUUCAAAUAAAAUAGCACUUUAAAAAGGUGCAUUUAAAAUAGAAGUGAAAGAAAGUUGCGCCUGUCACUUAGGGUGAACAAUUGGCCUUGGAUUCUGAAAUGACUGGAGUGCAUUAAUACUAGCUGCUGGAGCAGCAGCAGCAGGCUUCUUCAAAAUAACAAAGCUUUCUGGUUGUGGUGGUUGGUUUUUAAUGGAAAUAAAGCCUAUCUAUAGACACCUGUUACACUGAAACUAGUGUUCGAAAUUAGCCAGGCAUCAGGUGCAUUUAGCACCUCAUUAUCGGCCACUUGUGACCAAGUGACGAUGCCUAGGCACCAGGAUGGCAGCUGACAUCUCCACCAUCAGGAGGUGCGUGCCUGGGGAUUCUUGGAUCUUGACUGUUUUCACACACUAAUCCUGUAGAAUUCUAUCAGUUAUAUUUUAGCUGCACAAUCAGUAUGAAUUUCAGGAACCUAAAUGCAGUGAACAAUGUUAUAGUUAAUUGUUGUAGCUUGUCAUCACUUACCCCACCCCACUGCCCAGCUUACAGUUGUGAAGAGGGCACAUGGGUAAGAGCACCAGAGAUGCUAGUAUGUGCUAGUUGCCCCAUAUUUCUUCGAGCUUUGAAUAUAUGCCGUUUGGACAGGUGUGUAGUACCAUCUGUGGAUCAUUUUCAAAGAGUUAUCCUUAAUAAUUGCUGAUACAGUUAAAAUGGUUUAAUGAAUAAAAUUGCAUUCUAUAAUGCUUUAUCAAUCUGCUCUCUCAAAACUGUCUACCACACGGCACGUAAAUUUGCAACAGAAGUGAACAUCCCUCCUCGGAGCAUUGUAUACAGAUGACUGGCAUCUUAUGCUUUGGGAUAGCAUGUAAGGCUGAAAUCCUGUAUAGUCAAAACAACCUUUUAAAAACUGGAAAAUGGUGUGUAAAAAGCACAGUAUAGCACUUACUGGUGUAUGAUGACUGUUUUUAAGCUCUCAAACUUACUGAAGAAAACCUGGUGCAGAAAGAGCUUUUAAGCUCUCUGCUGUCUGUGCAUUUAAUUUGUGUGAUUUCAACUAGCCAGGCUUCAAUUGCGUAAAGUUGAAAUCACAUAGUCUUAUCUGUGCACAAGUUGCAAGUCACCUCUAUAUCCUUGAUAUUUUACUCUUAAGACAGGCAUUUAAAUUUAGGCAUAGUAAAUUUUGUUGACAGUUUUUGAUGUAUAAGAGGUGAUAAGUUGUAAUAAAAAUCUUUACAUGAGACCAGCUUGUGUGAAUAAUCUAGAAAGCGGCCUUUACUGUAGGACUGAACAAAGGAUGUUCAUGCAAAGUCAGAAGGAGCGAUAAAGUAGGGAGAACAAAGACUCUUUCUUUGUUUCUUGUUCUUCAAACUGGAGAUACUGAGUAGAAGAUCAAAGUUUGCAACCUUGAGUUGCUGAAGUUGAGCAGAUAGGUGAAUUCCAAAGUCAAGGUUCUCUGACACAGUUGUUUUAACUUCUUGCAAAAAUGAUUUGAAGGCAGUUAGUUAGAUUUCUUAAAUGUUUUAAACAUUAAACCAGCUCUUCUGAGAAGCCCUUAAGUUGCUGGAAAUACUAUUCUGCAAAUUCCUUUUAUAUCAAUGUCACAAGGCUUUCUCUCUCUGGCUUUCUUGGUUUCCUGCCUUGGCAGUCAUAUUGGAGGCCUUGUUUGGUGACAGUAGCAGUCUUCCAAGUGGGACAAGUACCUGAACAAUAAGUUGUGAGGAGUUUCUUGCAUGUGAGCAAUAGCCCCAAAGGUAGUCCCAACAAAGGAUGUGAAAUGUUUGGUGACUCCGGUUGUUUUAGCAUGAUUAGGGGAGCUACAUUUGUGGUGAGGGUCAGAGCAUGCUUCCAUUUAGCUCAUGAGACAUCACUCCCUCUUCCCUAGGUUCAAUUCCUGACAUCUCCAAAUAGGAGAUUCCUGUCUGAAACCUUGAAGAGCUCCCCCCAAUCAGUGUAGAGCAGACUUCCCUAACCUUGUGUCCUCCAGAUGUCUUAGACUGCAAGUCCCAACUGCCCCAGUCAGCAUGGUCAAUAAUUAGGGGUGAUGGGAAUUGUAGGCCCAAACAUCUUGAAGGCACCAGAUUGGGGAAGCUUGAUGGAGACAGUGUUCUAACUAGAUAUUAGGCAGCUUCUUAUUUUCCUAUAUAAGAGUGCAUUCUUCUCCCUUUCUCCCACUUGGAAAAAAAUGUGUGUGAAGUGUCUCUCCAUGACCUAAAUUGCUUUACAGACAAUUUCAUUAAAUUGGCGGGGUUUGGGGGCACUUUAUGUAAUGACACAGUCUUCCAUUAGCUUUUGGGGUUACAGGAAACCCUUCUGUUUCAGUACCUCUUGGGAAAAAGUGCUCAUGUUGGUGCAAAGUUCUUGUUGAGCUAGGGCUGGGGAGACCAAGCUAAGAUCUCCACUUAACCCUGAGAGGGCCUUCUCAAUGUUUGCUCCCAGACUUUGGAACUCCCUUUCUAGAGAAGGUAGACUGCCUCCCUCCUUGGUGUCCUUCCACUGGCAGGUGAAGACUGUUUUAUUCUGAUUGGUGUUUUGGAGCUGACUUAUUUUUAAGGAAAGGACUCUCUGCUGUGCUUUUUUAUUAUUUGUAUUUUAACAGAUCUUUUUUUUUUAUACUGUUUUAACUCUAGUGGAGUUUACUGACUUCCUGAUGAUUCUGUUUAUUGGAUUCUCUUUUAGCUUUUUGUAUUUUAUCUGGGUUUUUUAAAUUUAUGUAAGCUUCCUUGAGACCCAGUCUGCGGAAAAGGUGAGAUGAUGAUGAUGAUGAUGAUGGUAUUCCUCUGUGGAUCAUCUUGAGCCAAUCACUAUUUGUCAGCCUUUCCUACCUCACAGGGUUAUUGUGUGGGAGUGAAGAGAGAAUCAUGUAUGCUGCCUUGAGAUCCUUGUGGAAAGGUUGCAAUAUACAUGCAUACAUUCGUAAGGACAUAUAUGUUGCUUUGACUUUGCAUCUGUGAUGCCAUAUACCUGCCCUGUUCAGUAGAUCUUAAGGGCAUUUUAAUCACAGUUUAGCACAUGGUCUAAGAACAUCUUAUGUCUGCAGCAUUUGCAGAACUAGAAAGCUGUAGACAAGAUCACCCCGUUUGAGAGACUACUGGGAACAUCAUAUAACAACAGAAUAUUCUAUACAGUGGUGCCUUGCAAGACAAAAUUAAUCCGUUCCGCGAGUCUCUUCGUCUUGCGGUUUUUUCAUCUUGCGAAGCACGGCUGUUAGCGGCUUAGCGGCUAUUAGCGGCUUAGCGGCUUAGCAGCUAUUAAUGGCUUAGCGGCUAUUAACGGCUUAGCGGCUUUAAGAAAAAGGAAACAAACUCGCAAGAACUCGCAAGACGUUUUGUCUUGCGAAGCAAGCCCAUAGGGAAAUUCGUCUUGCGGAACGACUCAAAAAACGGAAAACUCUUUCGUCUAGCGAGUUUUUCGUCUUGCGAGGCAUUCGUCUUGCGGGGCACCACUGUAUCUCUGUGUGUAAUCAUUAAUAAUUUCUCUGGAGCCAAGUGAGGAUUCCCAAGUAAGAUCCUCCCUCUAUUGUGUGGGCAGGUAAUCCCUCCCCUACCUGUCCUGGUCUCCUUGGCAACGCUUCCCCCAGGUGGGAUUGGACAACUGACAGGUAGGCGGAGACCUCCAGGUAUCCCACCUGAGGGAAGGCAAAGCCAAGCCUAUGCUGAUGGAGCCACUCCAGGUCUAGGGGCUGCGCGCGUCCACGCAAAGGGCGCCCCCCGUUUUAAGCGGGGAGCAGUCAUUCUAUAUCUCUGUGUGUAUUCAUUAAUAAUUUCUUCUUGCUUAGAGAUGCAAAUGAUGGAAGCCUUUCCCCCCCUACUCUUUUCCUUUGUCUUCCAGGGCUCCAGUGCGUCUGCUGUGGAGAAAGAGAUUGGUGUAGAACAGAUUCCUGGGGAUGAAAAUUACUUUGGCUUGGUCAAUGUGAGUAGCUUUUCUGUGUCUGGGUUUGUAUUUGAUAAUACCUUCUUACUUCCACCUUUUGGAUUCUAAAAUGAAAAAUAUUUGUUACUGAGCAGUUUCAGUCCGUGGGUGCUGCUACUGAUACAAAAUUGAAAGAGGCUUAAAUUAGCACCGUGUGAUGGGCAAGCUCCAUCUUUUUAUCUAUAUUUAUUUUAUGAGCUUAAAAAAAGCAAACUAAAGAGAGUUGGUUUUUAAAUAUCUGUUGCUUUCCUUUUGGGGCAAAUGCUAAGUAUUUACAAAGACAUGCUAGAGUAGAGAUUACAUUUCAGCGAAACUUUUUACCGUUGAUGUAUUGUAAUUAUUAUUUUUUAAGUUUAUAGACCACCCUUCAUCCAAAGAUCACAGGGUGGUUCACCACUUAAAAAUACAAAAUGAGAACACAAAAUACACAAUAAAACAAAAACAAACCAAUAAUACCCCCCAAAACACACUUAAAUAGCUGUAGAAUGUUGAAUCAGUCAGAGGCCAGACUGAGCAGGAUUUAACCACUCACCUGUCAGCUGUUAAGUGGGGAUUAAGUCCUGCUGGGAAAAGGCAACCACAACAAUGCAAAAUUCAGAACCACUCUCCUGCCCAUCAGCUGAUGUGAUGUUAUUUGAUUGGCAGGUGGGCACGGUUGAGGAAAUUGUCCAAAUUGGACCUCUUAUUGAGAUAGUCUUGACCUAUGGCUGCCUCCCAAGUAGUUUUAUGUAUUUAAAAGUCUUUUUUCAACUGUUUAAUAUUUAAUAAUCUCUAAGUUGUAUCCAAAUGUACAACAUAAAAACAGUAAGACAGUAUCAAUAAAACAUAUAUGUGACAUAGAAACCAUUAAAGCAAUAUUGCACAGAUAAAAACAGAAUUUCAAUAAUAGCAGGAUCUAACCUUAUGGGUCAGUGGAAACCUGGGCAGAAGGCUACAUCUCCUGCAAGGAGUCAGAAGCAACUCAUGGAUGUUGUUUUGGCAAGGGAGAGGAAAGAGCAUUUCAUGCAAGGAUAACUUGAUUGAGUAUUCCCUCAAAGGCGUAGUGUAGACUUCAAAACUUUUGUUCAGUUGUCAUGUCAAAUUGAUGAAACUGGUGGCAUGCUUUGUGACAACAAUUUCAGGUGUGAAACAACUCUACAAGCUGGCUUGUCCUCCCUCGGGGUAGUCAACAGCCAUUCUGGAACUUUGACAUUGGGGGAGAUGGAAGGCAAGCUUUGGUUACAAUACAAAUAGCAGGAUAGCAGGAAGAGGAUCCCCAAAAAUGCUUCUUACCACCCGCAGUAUUCACAUGGACAAAUGUUUGACAUAAUAUUUCCUGCAGUGGUUUUUUGCUCCUCCUCCUGCCUUUUUUGGUCAGAAGGAGUUGCUUCUUCAGUUCUACUGUUUUAUUAUCCUUACAGUUCCUCCGUCAUGUUUUGUAAUGAUUUGAAAGGCAGCAUUACUUCCUGGAAGUGUGCCAAGUUUUAAAGGCUGCAUUUCCACUUGUUAUCUUUGUAGACGCAUAUGGGAUGGCUGCGAGAGCCCAUCACCGUGACGACUUGCUUCCUUUACAGCCGGGUUUUAAGCUCCGGGGCUAAAGCCUUCUUGCAGGUCUCUCAAGUGCUUUAGAGCAAGCUGAGGUUUUUGUCUGCUUCUUUGUUGCCUGUUUGGCUGUGUCUGAGAUGUGACAUGGGAGAUAUCAUCAUGAAUCUGCAGGAUUUAAGCAAAUGCUAAACAUUCAACUUUGAAGCAGGUGCAGAGCACUCCAGUUUUGAUCAGUGCAUUAGUAUUAGAGGAGGUAUUUAACCUUUUCUGACUUCGAUGUUAUCCUAAUUUAAAUUGCCUCUCUGAAGCUGUGAGCCCUGUAGCAGAGAAAUAAAGAGGUAAGACAUAUAAUAGAAUCAUAGAACUGUAGGUUUAGAAGUAAUGUUCGAAACUCCCAUUGUUCUAGGCGCAUUUUGUGACAGGGAAUUUCAUUAGCGUGAGCAGUUUCUGAGCUCUGGGCACAAUACUGCGCCUAAGAUUUCAGAUUAAAAUUGCAGAGUGGAAGGAAAGGAGAACCUUUUUCUGCCUCCCCACUUCCAGCUACUUUCUGAAGACUGGAGAAGAGACCCCCUUAAGAAUAUUAGGGGGUGGGCAGGGGAAGGACUAGACCAUGUGAAAAAUUAACAUAAUAUUUUAGCUGCAGUUCGUUCAUUUUCAGCUUUGUUUCCUUGUUAUAAAAAAGCACACCAGACAUUCCAUUGUUGUGCCCAUAACCUACGUUUAAGGUGCCAUUUAGGUCCUAGCUUUCAUAUCUCAGUUUCUACCACUGGUUGGAAGGGAUCCUGAGGAUCAUUCAGUCCAUGUACCUGUGUAUUUUCUCUUUUUGGGUAGGAGGUCGGUUUUGUGCUGGACUAGAUAGGCUUCUGGUCUGAUCUAGCAGGCAGGAGGUGAUCCACACUGCUCUAGGCAAUUUAUCUGUGUCUAGGUUUCAAGACUGAAACUCAUUCAACAAUACAUGACUAGGCAAUGCUCUAAGCACAUUCAUUGGCAUCUCUAGAAACAGUGGUAUCCAAGUCACUCUGGAUGUGAAUGAUUCUGACUUCAAAUUGCCUAACAAAUAAGCAAGAAUGGACCUCUAUGGAAUUUUCAACACCCACUUGCGGGCUGCCUUUUGGAAACACCUGUUGAGAAGGUAUGGUCAUAUGGAUCACAUCUUGCCAGAUCAAAAGAACUGCUCUGGCUGCAGGCCCAUUUCUAAACUCAUUCUAAUGUACUACUUCUACUUUUGUAAGUCCCUAAAUAUGUUGAAAAUGGAUGUGGGUGGCGCUGUGGGUUAAACCACAGAGCCUAGGACUUGCCGAUCAGAAGGUUGGCGGUUUGAAUUCCUGCGACGGGGUGAGCUCCCAUUGCUUGGUCCCUGCUCCUGUCAACCUAGCAGUUCAAAAGCACGUCCAAGUGCAAGUAGAUAAUUAGGUACCGCUCCUGCAGGAAGGUAAACGGUGUUUCCGUGUGCUGCUAUGGUUCGCCAGAAGCGGCUUAGUCAUGCUGGCCACACGACCCGGUACGCCAGCUCCCUCGGCCAAUAAAGUGAGAUGAGCGCCGCAACCCCAGAGUCGGUCACGACUGGACCUAAUGGUCAGGGGUCCCUUUACCUUUAAAUAUGUUGAAACUAGUGUACAUCUAGGCAGGUUCUCUUGCGUGAACCUGACUAGAUAUAUUAUGCCAAGAAUGAAUGAAUAUAUAUCUGUAUAUCUAUAUCUAUAUAGCUAUAUAUAUCUAGAUACCGUACAGUGGUACCUCGGGUUACAUACGCUUCAGGUUAAAUACGCUUCAGGUUACAGACUCCGCUAAUCCAGAAAUAGUGCUUCAGGUUAAGAACUUUGCUUCAGGAUGAGAACAGAAAUCGUGCUCCGGCGGCGUGGCAGCAGUGGGAGACCCCAUUAGCUAAAGUGGUGCUUCAGGUUAAGAACAGUUUCAGGUUAAGUACGAACCUCUGGAACGAAUUAAGUACUUAACCUGAGGUACCACUGUACUUUUCCAUGUAUGACGAGCCUUUUUACUCAAAAUUAAUGUUGAAAAUGGGGGGGUCGUCUUAUACAUGGAUAGUGUAGAGGGGGGAUGGGGGAUUGGUUGCAGCCACGAGCAGGAGUUUGUUAGCGGCGAUUGGGUGGGUGAAUAGUGUCUGCUGCAAGGGCUGCUUUGGAUUACCUGUUGCUGUGUAAAUCGGAUGGGUUAUGUUUGUUUGCAUCAAGGGCUGCUAUGGAUUGGCUACCGCUGUGGCAAGUGAGUGUGCGGUUGCUGGCUUCUGGUGGCGAGCCGGCAUACACUUUGUGUGUUCUGUGGCGCAUGCGAUUGGUAGUGUUUGUCAGUUGGGUGGGUGAUUAUCGGCAUAUUUCCCCCCCCCCCAGCUCAAUAACUUCAUCCCCAAAAUAAGCUCAACAACUCUGAGCCGUCUCCCCCCAUUUUCUUAAAUUGUAGUCCCCCAAAAUAGUCUUAUACACAGGGUCUUAUACACACACCUAGGUAUUAUUAUCACCCUUGGUGUUGAUCUUCAGAGUUGAACCAUGACAGGGCCUUAUGAGUUGUGAUUCCCCAGUCUUGGAAUCAGGAAGGCUUGCCUGGCAACAGGACUGAUGUCUUCUCUGCGUCAAGUGAAAACCUGUUUAUGACCUUUUAGAUAUUUAUGCUCUUUAGUUUGCUUGAUGCUAUAGAACAUUAGGUGCUGUACUUUUAUUGUUGUCUUUGUGUGCUUUUGAAUUACUGCUCGCUGUUUGGAAAGCCUUCAGACGUGAAAAACAAGAAAAGAAAGUUUCUAAAUAAGUUAACUAGCCUGCAAACACUUUUAAUGGCGUUAAAAUAUUUGUAUUACACGUUAAUAUUUGUAUUACACUGAUAGUCUGAAAGAACCAGCUCCUUAUUUUUGCAAUUUACAAAAACUUCUUCAUUGCUAGAAAUGACUGGGCAAGUGUAGAUUUUUUCCCCUCUCCCCAAGUUUGAGGGGCUUUAUUGGACCUGUGCACUCUAUGUAUGGGCCCUGUACAAAUGUCUAGUGUUGGGCAGGGUAGAUAUGUUGGCCUAGCACUGGGUAGCAUGAAUCUUCCAUUGGGGUUGCAUGCUUUUAUAUCUCUAGGACCCUUAUUGGAAGUUGAAAACUCGGAUGCCACAGCUAGAAAAUCAUGCACCAGCAAGAUCACUCCAGGCAGAAAUAAUUAAUUAAUUAAAUGAAAUACAUUUCGCACACAUUAUUUGGCUGCAUGAUCUUGUAAGUUAGAGUUUUUCAUUCGCAAGUACAGAAAUGCUGCAGUUUUCACUUUUUUCCAGGGUGCCCUAAUUAUAAAACAACAGAUUGGUAGGGAAGCAGUAACAGAAUUCACAGAGCACCAUAGGCAUAGCCAGGAUUUUUGUUAGGAAGGGGCAGGACUUUUGCUGGGGUGGGGGCAGAACCAACGUGAUUGGUCAGUUAAGUAUUUCUAUUUUCACUUGAUUAGGGGGGAGGGCGCUCAACUGCCCACCCCGCUUGGCUAUGUCCAUUCAGAGCACUUAUUACCAGCAGGGACAAUGGAGGGGAGUUUCGGUGGUAUGUUGUGGUUUUUGCAUAUCACCUUUCUUCCAAGGCAGCUAAGGCAGUUCACAACAUUAAAACACUAAAACAAAUACAUGAUAUAAAACAAAGACCCACAGAGGCCUCUCAUGCCAAUUGGGAGCUGGUGAUAUGUGUACUCCCUGACCACAGGCUGAUAUGUGUGCUCCUUGGCCUGUGGUCCUUCAUUUCUGUUGGAGCAUGCAGGUCUUCAGCAGCCGUAGGGUAGGAACUGCCACAACAGUUCUCUAAGCUGUUGGUCUUAGACCUUUUCUUUUGCAGGGAUGGUGGCAAACAUUAUUUUUCCACCACUGUUGUGACCUUGGAGUGUUGUCCAGUGGGGUUUUUCCAGUUGGGGCCUCCUUCAGCUUGGCCCAGCAGAUGAUGUGAAGGAACCAUCAUGCUGUGACAUGUUUGGCAGUGUCUUUGGGGGAGGGAUGAAAGUGCCGUAUGCAGAGUUAUUACAACUAGCAAGCUGACUUCUGUUGAUGUAGAAAGGGAUCUAAUUCUUCAGUGGCUUGAGGGUCAAGCAUUCCAGGAUGCAUCCUUCCUUGCUAGAUUCUGUAUCUCAUCAGCUCCUAUCCUCCUUUUUUCCAUGAAAUGAGACAGCCUUCAAAUGUGACAGAUGCAAAACAGCUGCUUCUAGCUAUCUCCGGCACAUUGCCAAUAUAUCCUUGUAAACAGGAAAUGUGAACUGGAUGUCUCAUUUUGCCCCCAAAGGCAUCUUUCCCUGUCAAACACCAGCAACUUUGAAUUGUUUCCCACCCACCUAUCCCCACUAUAAGCUGGCCCAGAGGGAAAACCUCAGCCUGCUUGAUUAUUUGGAGCAAUCAUAUCAGCUUCAUGUUUUGGGGCGAGAGGUGGGUAUUCUCAGCGGUACCACUGUGUGUCAGAAACCACAAUCUUUGCCCUCCCCACAAGCCAGCUAGCUGCUUACUAGUCUUAACCCACGGCAAGAGCGUUGCGUCUGCUCCCUCUUGAGCGGCAUCUAGCAGGACAACUGUUUUUUUCCCUUCUCUGCCAAACCACAUCACAAGGCUUUACAGGGGGGGGGGGUUGUCUUCACCCAGGCAUCUACAAGUUACACUAGAAUUCCUCGUUUUAAAUCUUAUAAGUGUAUCAGGAUGAGGUUGAGGAAGGCUGACCAAAACGGGAAACACAACUUGUUUAACAGAGCUAGCAAUUUUAAAUGUUGCACCAAUGACUUUGUUUCCACAGUAUGUGCUAUUUAUUUCUGAGUUCUCCUCCUCCUCUGAGAGUGUGCAUAUGAGACUGAAUUAUACAGUCAAGCCAUAAGUCCAUUUAGCCAGCAGUUGCUUCUACACUGGCUAGCAGGGCUCUCUUUUUUCCCUGCCCCUUCAGCGGAUUUGACUAGUUGACCUUGGGUUUCCAUCCAGUUCUGUGAUUCUGUUAUUCUACCUCCUUCAGCUGGUGGGAGAGAAGAGAUUGUGACCUGUGACUUUCUGCCCACAAACCAGGUGCUUUGCCACAAUCUGUGCAAUCAGGUUAGCCUUUCCAAUGCUAGCAAAAAUGUUUAUUCCCCACUUGCUCAGCUGUUAUGGAACUAUUUUCAAGAUCACAGGAUAUCUAAUUUUAGACCUGAGCCAAAAGUUCUCUUGAGAAUUCUUGGUUUGAAAUUGUGGAGGGGGUUGAAGCUACACACACAGCUGCACCCUUUACCUUUUCUAUUGUUGCUGGUUUCAUUAUGGGAGCUACUACCCACACUUAACUCCCCCCAUUCCCCCCCCCUUGGAAUAUUGUUGCGCAAUCAUGUUGCAUUGUUCCAAGGGGCAUUCAGGGAGGGGAACAUUUGCUGCCAAAACAAAGCUGCCUUUCCCCUCCAAUCCCCCUCCCGUUUUUCGAAAUAUAUUUUUAUUGAAUUUUAAUAAUGAAUCGGUUUCAGGGGGUGGGGAUAAAGAAAAACUGUUUUUUAAAAGUAAGUUGUCACAAUUUCCAGGAAAAAAAAUAUAGGAUACAGUUAUGUGAUUUACUAAGUGAGUACCAAGAGGAGGGGGACACGUGGUCUGUCAUUGCUAAGGGAUCCAUGGCCUAAAUAAAAAAAAUAUUUCUAAAAACGAAGAUUGAAUGAAUGAAUAAACUUUAUUACAGUCACAGGCCAGUAUAAGAGAAACAUAUGAAUAAAAUAGUUGAUGAAUAAGAAUUGUUAAUUAAAACAGAUACAAACUAAAAGACACGCAGUUAAAACAAAUAUAAGGGUGGAGCUUAGGGGAAUAUCGGUCUUGCAAUAUGGGCCUUCAGUUUAGGACUGGUUUCUAGCACAAACCAUCCUUGGGCGCAAGGAUGACAGCGCAAAAUCUAGCAACUGAGCAUGGCAGCGCAAAAUCUAGCAACUGAGUAUAUAACAUCUGGGUUUUCAUCCUGGAGUAGUAGGGAGAUGUUGAGUUGUUUUGUGCAUCCUGGGAAUUUGUGCAGGAUAAAUCUGGCUCGUAUGUCUACUGCAAUGGAAAAGGGCAUGAUCUGUUGUUUCCUGCUGCCCGGAGCCCCAUGGGCAUUCCCUCUCCUCAUAUGGUGUCUUCCUAUAACGUCCUUCCUGAAUGGCUGAGGGGAGGGCCUGACAACAGGCCAGAGUGAAAGCCCUUCACUGUUUUGAGAUUUCAAGGUUGGUUAUAUACAGUGGAUGCGCAGGUUGCAAUUCUGCGCAUGCGCAACUGCCGAAACAUGGAAGUAACCCGUUCUGGUACUUCCGGGUUUUGGCGGUCCACAACCCGAAAAAACGUAACCUGAAGCAGCUGUAACCCGAGGUAUGACUGUAUGGCAUUUGGAAGGUGAGGUAUCUUCUCGUUUCACUAAUUAGAAAUUUUGGGGACCUGGCUAGGCCAGCUUGGUAUUCUGUGUCUUCCACACGCUGUUUAAUAUUUCUUUUAGGUUGUUCAUGCCCCAUGUCAAGUAAAAUCUAGAGUUGAAGUCUAGAGUAGUUAUUACAUUUUUCACAGUUCGUUUCCAUGUUGAUUGGAAAUCAUCCUUAAUAGUCAGGGGAGCAAGGCCACUCAGGAAGAAAGAUAGUCUCAACCAGUAAUUAAGAGUGGCAAGCCACACUCUGGCCUCAAUUCUUAUGGAUCCAAUUUCAAGACGUAUGGUAGCAUUGGAGACAUGUUUAGGCACUUGUAGAAGACCAUAUAACAGCUGUGCAAUCAAUUUAGCCUCAAACAAUUUGAGGGCUGCAGGUAUAUCGUGUCCACCUGAGGUACCUGAGGAUAGCAUUUGUGCUUCUGUGGGCAUUCCCUGCAACAUAGUCACCGUGGGCUUUUCUGCUUCCCGAUGAAUGUGGGGCUAUACCCAGGUAUUUGAAGCAGGUGACCUGCUCGGUCUUGUGCCCAUUGAUGAACCAUGCACGUGGUUUGGGCCUCUUGGCAAAAAACACAGUUUUGGUUUUCUGGCAGUUGAGCUCCAAUUGACCCUCCUUGCAAUAUGCUGCCAGUGUUCUCGAGAGGCUUGUUGCGUCAUCUGCGUAAAGCAGUACUGGAAUAUGCUUUCCUGUGAGUUUUGGAGGGUGGAAAUUCAUAUUGUGGAGGUGGGGAAUCAUAUCAUUUAUAUAAAAAUUGAAUAAAGAUGGGGCCAAUAUUCAUCCUUGCUUGACUCCCUUCUUGGUCUCUAUUGCGUUGGAUUGGUGGGAACAUGGCACUUUUAGCAAGGUCCCUUCAUGUAGUGUGCGUAUUAAAUAUAGCAAGCAUCUGUCAAGUGUGGAGGUCUCCAGUUUUUCCCAUAGCUUUAUUCUGGAGAUGGAGUUGAAGGCUGCUCUGAAGUCGAUGAAGGCCACAUAGAGAGAGACAGUAUUACUAGUUGAGUACUUCUCUAUUAGGUGUUGGAGAACUAAGCCUUAUAAUAUAUAUAAUUAUAAUAAUGGUUAUGAUACCAUAUUGGUCUGAAUAUAAGUCAUACCCGCAAAUAAGCCGCACCUUUAAAAUUUGCUGGUGUGGCCCACCUCCUGGCACUACCGCCCUGAAUGGGGGUUGGCCGGCCUUGGCGCCCUGCUCCCCAUGCCGGUGCCAGUGCUCGGUUCCGCGCACGCUUCAUGCCGGACUUCCAGCACUACCAACUCCUGGUACUACCUCCCCAAGCCGGCGCCAGCGCCAGCUGCCCCACCCCCACCCCCCAUUCAGGGCAGUAGUGCCAGGAGCUGGGAGCGCAGCGCUCAGUUCUGAAUAUAAGCCGCACUUUAACUUUUCACAGUCAGAAUUUGGGGGGCAAGUGCGGCUUAUUUUCGGGGCAAUCCGGUAAACAGAUAAUUUAAAGCUAGCCUCCAUCCCAUUUCAUGAAAUCACAUGCAUUGUGCAGUCAGCCUCCGUCAUACUCUGCUUAUUUCCCUCAUGCCCUUUCACUGCAGCUAGUUCAGGUACUUUUUGCCUCCCUUCCCCCCCCCCCCCUUUUUAGUAGACCUUGAAUAAAAAUUCUUCUUUUUUUGCUCUCUUUCUCUCUCCCCACCCCCGCCCCCGGCUUUCUUUCAUUUAGUUUGGCAAUACCUGCUAUUGCAACUCUGUUCUGCAAGCACUUUACUUUUGUCGUCCGUUUCGGAAAAAGGUUUUGGCUUACGAGGUCCAGCCGCACAAAAAGGAAACCCUUUUGACAUGCCUCUCAGAGCUUUUCAACAGCAUCGCCACACAAAAGACGAAGGUGGGGGUCAUCCCUCCCAAUAAAUUUAUUUCCCAGCUGCGGAAAGACAACGGUAACUAGACUUCUUUAAUCUCCAUGUCCACUUCAGUGUUAUGCAUCCUUGGGGGCCCUUCAGGUGUUACUUUAGUGGCUUGGGAGCUGCUUCCUAGAGGAACAUGGAGAUGGGGGGGGGGGGUGCAGAGAGGGUGAUGUAUUGGUUUGAGUGUUGAACUGGAAUCUGGGAGACCAGAAUUCAAAUCCUUAUUUGACCAUGAAGCUCACCUUGGGCCAGUCACUGCCUCUCAGCCAAACCUACCAUUAAGGGUUGUUGUGGCGAUUAAACAAGGAGGAGAGAGCCACAAACAAACAAACAAACAAACAAGUUGUUGUUGUUGUUAAGUACCCGCCCUUCACCCUAUUGUCCCAGAGCAGGUUACAAUAUUAAAGCACAACUGUAAGAACAGUUUAAAACAAUUUACAAUAACAAAAAGAAAUCUGUAAGAAAGAAUGGGACAGAAAAGGCCAAAAACAGCAGAGUGAUGUGAGGUAUGUUGGAGCCCUAAUCUUAUUGCAGGAGAGAAGAAGCCACUCACCAGUUCACUCUAGUUUGCUUUGUUAUUCACCCCUCCCAAUGCACACCCACAAUAAAACAUAAGUUAGAACUGUUUAUAACUAUUUAUAACUAUUUAUAAUUUAGAUCCUGCUGAGAUCAAUGGGACAAGAUGGCCAUGGCUUAGUCCCCCGUUGAAAUAAAUGGGACUUGAGUACAGCUGCUUUAGCCUGGAUCCUGCCCAUUACCUGGAUGUUGGAGAUGGGAAAUUAGCUGCUGAUAUGGCACUUGUUGACAAGUGCUGAAAUUUAUGAUCCUGAAGGGAUGGCAUGAAUGUACAUAUCCAGUGUUGAAAGAGUGGUUAAUGGAAGUCUGGAAAAUUAAAAUGAUGCCAAAAUUAACUAAAUUAAGAGACAACAGCCAACAGAUAGCAACUUCUAAUACUUUGUUCCCUUUUACUAAUUUUGUGAACAAUAGUGUACAGCCUGGAUAUUGAAUGCUGAAACAGGGGAGUGUGUUUUCAAGAGGCAUUUAAAAGUAACUACUGUGUCCACCACCUUCUGCCCUUGGGAGGGUGUCCAGAAGGUUGGUGCCCGUACUAAGAAGACCCACUCCCUAGGUGUCACAGGGCAGCAUCCCAGGGGCUUCAGUAUAGCCAUCAAGGCUUUGUCUGAAGAUCUUAUCCAUUGGCCAGGAAUGUCUGAGGAGAAGUGGUAUGCUAGGUAUCCUGCUUCUAAGUUCUUUAAGACAUUAUAUGCCUUAGUACUGGGAAUCUCCAUAGUGGAUCCGCACUUUCUCUGCUAGAUCUAAUAUAUGCGUAUAAAAAUACAUGCAGCAAUCAAUCCAGCUUAGUUUAAAAGCGCUCUGUGCCUCAGCCAGUCAGCUGUGUCUUACCUAAGCCUUGUGUCCAUUGUCGGUCUCUAAAUAACUCUCCAUACUUAACGAGGCAGAGUGGAGCACCAAUAUCAUGUGGCACGAUUAAGAGGAACAGUAUUACGCAGUGCAUUUCACCCCCUUCUGCCCCACCAUACUUCAUCUUGGAAGUAACUGAAACUGUAUGCUGCGAGUGACCUAACAGCAUUUUAAUCGCCCUUCCUUUUGUUUGUCUUGCACAUCUUCAUUGCCAGAACUCUUCAACAACACCAUGCAACAGGAUGCACAUGAAUUACUGAACUACCUGCUGAACAGGAUUGCUGACUUACUACGAGAUGAGAAGAAGCAGGAAAAGCAAAAUGGCAAGCUGCGGAAUAGAAGCAAAGGGGAGAAGGUGGACCGCACUUGGGUCCAUGAAAUCUUCCAGGGGACACUAACCAAUGAAACCAGAUGUCUUACCUGUGAAUCUGUAUGUUGUUGUUCUUUAAAUCCCCCAAAGCUCUUCCUUAUCCAACAAUAAGCCAUUAGAGUAUGUUGGUCCAUUGAUUUCAGUGGGCCUACUCAGAGUAUGACUUCUUUUCUUUUUGUUCAUUUCUGUCCUGCCUUUCCUUCAAUGAGCUCAAGGUGGUAUACGUGGUUCCCCUUCCCAGUUUUAUCCUCACAACAACUCUGGUAGGUUAGGCUGAGAGACUAUAACUGGACUAAAGUCACCCAGUGACCACUCUCCCUUGGUGAGGUGUGAUUCAGACUUAUGCUACCACCUCCUGUGCAUGCCUGUUUUUCACUUCUUGGUCCCUCACGAUCACAGAGGAGGGGUUUUUAUUGUGUGUUGUUUGCAAUAAUUUACUCUGUUAUGGGAUACCAGACAGAAGGGGCACAAGGUCCCACAAUGAUGUAGGAAAGCAGUUUUGCAAGAAGUGUGAUGUGUCAGUAUUGGAUCAGAGGUGAAGAAACUCAUCGGGGGAGGGGGGGCAAAUCUGGCCCUCCAGGCUUCUCCAUCUGGUCCUUAGAACUCUUCCUAGGCCACAUCCAUUACCAACUUGCUUCUCACCAUCCUUGAGUGUUGUUGCUUUGCUAGAAUGUGUCCUAGCAUGCUUGCCUGAUGAAUGCUAGAAAUUCACAUCUGUUUAUUUGCCUUCUUCACCUCUGGCACCACCCACCAGUGCCGUGUGGCCCCCAGAAGGUUGCCCAAAUAGAAUGUGGCCCUCAGGCUGAAAAACAUUCUCCAUCCCUGUGGUAAAUGCUGGGGAGUCUAGUACAGUGGUGCCUCGCAAGAUGAAAUUAAUCUGUUCCGCGAGUCUCUUCGUCUUGCGGUUUUUUCGUCUUGUGAAGCACGGCUAUUAGCGGCUUAGUGGCUAUUAACUGCUUAGCGGCUUAGCGGCUUUAAGAAAAAGGAAACAAACUCGCAAGAACUCGCAAGACGUUUCGUCUUGCGAAGCAAGCCCAUAGGGAAAUUCGUCUUGUGGAACGACUCAAAAAACGGAAAACUCUUUUGUCUAGCGAGUUUUUCGUCUUGCGAGGCAUUCGUUUUGCGGGGCACCACUGUAUGGUGAUAACUUUGGUCUUACCUGUUUUAUUACAUUUUACGUGUGCUCUUCAUUCAUUCUGGAUCCCAUAAUGGGAUACAAAUAAUAUUUAAACGAAACAAUUGCUACAUCUAACCAAUAAAACACAGUUUAAAUAAAAUAAGGAACACAGCAGCCGCCAAAAAAAUUAAAAGAAAAGUGUCAAGCAAACUUUCUUUGCAAUGGCCAUUAACUACACAGAGACUUUGAACAAUCAGAUAACUCCAAAAGCUUGGGAUGAUGAGUGAUUUUUUAAAAAGCAGGUUCCAGAAGCCCAGUAACACCAAGACCAUCAAGCUAGGUGAUUGGUGGCACGUCUUAGGUAUUCCAGCAAAGGCCUUUUAUAUUUAGCUUCAUGGCUAGUAUGCUAACGAAAUGAAAAAAUGAGUCAAAUAAGAAGGUAUGAAUAUGUUGACUACUUUGGGGGGGGGGGAUCUAAGGUAAUCCACACCAUACAUUUAAAGCACAUUUCAUGCGUAUGACUCCCCGCGAAGAAGCUUGGAAAAUGCCAUUUGUUAAUGGUGCUUUGUAUUUCAGAUCUGUUAAGAGUAAACCAUAGCUCCCAGGAUUCUGGGAACUGAAAGCCAUGUGCUUUAAUGUGUGGUGUGGAUGUCACCUGUCUAAGAUAACCAGGGUAGAUUUAAGGUGAGUUCCCCAUAGACUGAAGGAGUAGAGCAGCCUUCACCACAGCCUGAUACCUUGUUGAUGUUUUGGAUUGCAGCUCCUAUCAGCUGCAGCCGAUACCCUGAUGGGAAUUGUAGUUCAAAAUAUCUGGAGGGCACCAGGCGGGCAAAGGCUGGAGUAGACAAAUGGCUGUAAGCCAUGGCAGCUAUAUGGAACAGUCAGUGUUAUCAGUUUUGCUGGUUUUUGCCAUCGUACUUUAGACUUCCUUGAUACAUCUGCCUUAUCACUCUUGGAAACAGGUUUGAAGUUAAAAUCUACUUCACUUGAUCCAGCAGGGCUCUUCUUAAGAUGCAUUUCAGUCUGAAGAAGAUUGAAAUAGGAACCAGUUAAGUCAGCCAGCCAUUAAUUUGCAUCGUUUCCUGGAACAAAUCCAGUCAAUCAGCAUGUCCUGCAUCCAAGGAACUACAUGACUUGCUUUGGAUGUGUUUCUCAAAGAGUCCCUUCUGCUAUAUGGUGAAUUGCCUUUGAAAACAAGAGAUGAGCUUCCAAAGCAGUGUGUGUGCGCAUGCGCAUGUGUGUGGGACUCCUAAAAUAGCUCUCUAGAUCCUGACCUAUUUCGGAAAAGUAAAGUCCUAAGCAGAGGGGGGAAUCUCGAGUGGGCUUUUAAACUUAAUGUGCUUUAAAAAUAGCAUUGGUUUUGUUACCUGCUCCAUUCUAAAGGGAUCUUCUCAGCCGGCAUGGCGCAGGUUGUGAAAAUUUGGUUCUGCGGCAAUUGCCUGUCGCCAAUGCAAGGCUUUCCAAAGGCCAAACUAAAUAUAACCCCACUCACACAAUUAACAGUUGUGUGAAUGGUUUGUUUUUUUAAAAUAUAAAUAGCAAUCACAGGUAAGCUGAAUUCAGAGCCAAUCAAGGGAGUAGUGGGGAGGGGUUUAAACCUGAACAUGCCCAGCUGCAGUCCCUGUCUGGGUUGGAUGGGGGAAGUUUCACAUGCCUUUGCACUGGAAAGAAGGCUUCCAUUUGCACCCAUGGAAUUGCUGAUUGGACAAAUAGUGUUAUGCUUAGUUUGUCAUUUUAUAUGGGGAGGUUUUUCUGUGUGGAUGAAACUACAUGUAGCCUGCAACUGGCCUUUAUUUUGAGAAGAGGCUGAGCAGCUAUCUGGAAGAUUCGGGACAUAUAAAAGGAAGUAUUCUUAUGCAGUGCAUAGUUAAACCAUGGAACUCACUCACACAGGAGGUGGUGAUCUUCACCAGCCUGGAUGGGUUUAAAAGAGGAAUAGACAGUUUCAUGGAGGAGAGGCCUAUUGAUGGCUAUUAGCCAUGAUGGCAUCAAUUCUUGAAGAAUUGAUGCUUUUGAAUUAUGGUGCUGGAGGAGACUCUUGAGAGUCCCAUGGACUGCAAGAAGAUCAAACGUAUCCAUUCUUAAGGAAAUCAGCCCUGAGUGCUCACUGGAAGGACAGAUCGUGAAGCUGAGGCUCCAAUACUUUGGCCACCUCAUGAGAAGAGAAGACUCCCUGGAAAAGACACUGAUGUUGGGAAAGAUUGAGGGCACAAGGAGAAGGGGACGACAGAGGAUGAGAUGGUUGGACAGUGUUCUCUAAGUGUUCUUGAAGCUACAAACAUGAGUCUGACCAAACUGCGGGAGGCGGUGGAAGACAGGAGUGCCUGGCCUGCUCAGGUCCAUGGGGUCACGAAGAGUCGGACACGACUAAACGACUAAACAACAACAGCCAUGAUGGCUGUGAUCUACCUUCACAGUUAAAGGUUGCAAUGCUUCUGAAAACCAGCUGCUGGAAGCCACAGGAGGGGACUGUGCUCUUGUGCUCAGAUCCUGCUUGCUGGUUUCUCACAAGAAUCCUGUCUGGCCACUGUGAGAAUAGGAUGCUGGACUAGAUGGGAUCCUGGCCUGAUCCAGCAAGCUCCUCUUAUGCUCUUAUCUUCAGCAGUCUUCAACCUUGUCAGACCUGAAACCUUUAACUCCAACCAGCAAUGUGAACCUUAGACUGGAACCCAUUUGCAGCUUCCCAUUGUGGCUACACAGAUUCCUCUAGGAAGCCCACAUCAGGCCGUGAGGGCAAUAGCCCGCCUCCUGGUUUGUUUGUUUUUUUGUUUGUUUGAGCACCAGAUUUAAAAUACAAUAGCUUCUGAACAUGGAAGUUUUAUUACAGCAGGGAAGGGGAACUAGUCAGGGAUAAAGGGAGUUGAAGUUCAGCAAUUGAUCCAACACGUCCCCCAGUAUAUGAAGAGAGGCAAUAAGAGGCAGCAUGGGGCUCAACAUUGAUUCUUUAGCAUCUUUUAAUUAUCCCUUGUCUUUAUUUCUCACUGCAGACAUACCAGUUUGACAGUCAUUCCUUCUCUGCAGGAAAACCCUAGGAAUUGUAGUGUGGGGGCAGGGGAGCAAACUACAAUCCCUGGGGUUUGCAAGGGGCAGGGGGAGUUAUGUCACGUAAUUUUGUUGUCUGUUUCUUCCUUGCCUUCCUUUCUUCCCUGGCUUUCUGUUUAUCUCUUUUUUAAAAAAAGGAUAGAAAAAUUAAAAAAACAAAUGUUAGUGGAACUGGUAUGCCCCUACUGAGGUCAGGUCAUGACUGAUUUGGGGGUUGCAACCCAUUAAUAGAAAGCCAGUGGUCCAAAACUGCCUUCCUCAGUCUAAUGCCCUCCAGAUGUUUGAGAUUACAACUUCCGUCAGCCCCAGUCAGUAUCUGUAGGCUGUCAGGUUGGGAAAAGCUGAUCUAUAGCAUAUGAAUCUGUAUUAUAAGCUGUGGUAUUGAUUUAUGAGUGCGAGAGGAUGCUGGGUGUCAAAUGAUGCUUGACUGCAUGAGAUCAAAGAGCCGUGUCCAUCAUUCUCUGCAGUAUUGCCAAGGAUUCUUGGGCACUCCUGUUUGGUGCUCCCCUUCCUACCACUUUUCAUUGCUUCUUUGGCCACCCCUUCUCAUACUUCCAUUUGAGUACAGGCAAUCCUCAUUCUGUGCGGGGGUUCUGCAUGCAUUGGCGGAGCUUGCAUAAGCCCACUUGCCCCUGCUCUGUCCCUUUGCAUGAUGUUUUUGUGGUGUUUAGGGGCUAUCACCAGGUUUGGCAGUGUGCAAUCGGUUUGGCAGUGUGCGCGAUUGCACAUUAUUCCGACAUGCCUAAACCGGAAGUUGCCUGUAUUAAAGAUGCCUUCUUUCUUAAACUUAAAACAUGAUUACUAACCAUGGUGGCUGUGCUGUGCCUCCACAGUCAGAAGCAGUGAUGCUUUUGAAUAGCAGUUGCUGGAAACUGCAAGAGGGGAGUGUGCCUUUGUGCUCGCAUCCUGUUUGUAGAUUUCCCACAGACACUUGGCUUGCCAUUGUGAGAACAGGAUGCUGGACUAGAUGGACCAGUGGUCUGAUCCAGUAGACUUUUCUUACGUUUUAGCAUUUCUAAACUUGCUUAUUUUUAUUCCAUUUACCCUGCCUCUUUUUUUCUUUUUUCUUUUCAAGGUUAGCAGCAAAGAUGAGGACUUUCUGGACCUUUCAAUUGAUGUGGAACAAAAUACAUCAAUAACACACUGUUUGAGGUAUUUUUUUAUUUUUUUAAACCCAAACACCUCAAGAGCUUCCCAGAUAAGCACUUGUGUAAUGCUGUCAAUAUAUGACACUUUACAGGAGCCUUUUGCUAACCUCCGGAUCAUAGAAUCUUAGAAUUGAAGACUUAGAAGGGACCCCAAGGGUCUAAGCCAAUCCCUUGCAGUGCAGGAUUUACAACUUAAAAAUCCCUGGCAGGUGACAAUCCAACCUCUGUUUAGAAACAGCCAGUGAUGUUUUGGCGAUGGUUGUGCUAGCUGGAGUUGAUGGGAGUCAUAGUCUAAAAUGUUUGGAGGUCACCAUGAAUACUGUUUUACUGAGUGAUGUCAUUAAAAAGUUGUAUCCUUCCCCAAGGAACAUAUCCUCUAAAUUUUGACAGAUGGGUGGGUGGGGAGAAAAGCCAGAGUCCCCAUAGCAAGCAUGUUGGUGACUUGUGCAAGUCAAUUAUUAUUAUUAUUUUAUUAAUUUUAUUUCUAUACUGCCCAAUAUCUGAAGGUCUCAGGGUGGUUCACAUAAAAUAUCAAAUACAUAAAAUCAAAACAAAACCAACAACCCAAUCAAAAACAAAAACCCUAAAGAGCCAGCAUUUUUAAAAAGGGUAUAGGAUGUAGAUCAAGUCAGACAAAGGCCUGGUUGAAAAGGAACAAUUUUUGCCUGGCUCCUAAAGGUGUAUAGUGAAGGCACCAGGCGAACUUCCCUGGGGAGAGCAUUCCACAGACGGGGAGCCACUGCAUAGAAGGCCCAUUCUCGUGCUGCCACCCUCCUGACCUCUUGCGGAGGAGGCACAUGAAGAAGGACCUCAGAGGAUGAUCUCAGGGUCUGGGUAGGUUCGUAUGGGAAGAGGCAGUCCUUGAGGUAGUUUGGUAGUUCACUAUACCUCAGCCAGUGUGAUGUAUCAGCAGAGCAUACAGAGCCCAGCAGAGUCUUCAGAGAUUUCGUGCUCCCAGCAGAACAGCUUCCAGAGUCCCCAGAUACAAAGCAAGGUGAAACAGUACUAUCUUCUAUAUAAAGUUCUUCUGGGCUUUGAAGUAAAGAUAACAUGUGUACAGAUAAAUCUGCUAGCACUACCACCAUGUAAAAACCACAGCCUCUUUUCUUGACUCUCACAGAUUCAGAGUUGGAUCCUGACAGCAUCAGAACAGAACAUGGACCUCAGGACAUACACAAGACAUACUAAAAGCUAGAGAUUAUUAUACCCAUCUCUACACUUACUGAUGGGAGGGUGAAUGACUCAGCACCCUUAUCUCAGAGCAUCCAGACUUGGGGGAUGUGCUUCCUCCAGACAUGAGCCCAAGCACUGUCAUUUAACCCAUUGUUCACAUCACACCAAUGAAGGGAUGAAAACGAACAAGUUCACUUAUGCUAGAAAUGGGAAGCCUUAGGAACAUAGGAAGUCACCUGGGGCUCCUUUGGAAGGAAGGGCAGGAUAUCAGUUCAGUCAAUCAGGUAAUCAUCUGUCUUCUACUGAGUUGAGUAACAGGGCUGGACAUGAAUGCGAUAGCAUUCUAUGGUUUCCAGCAGCUGAUAUUACUGCUUCCAACUGUGGAGGCAGAGUGUAGCCAUUGUGACUAGUAGCCAUUGAUAGCAUUACCCUCAUCCAACACAUUAUCGCCUGUGAAGACUAGUAGUGGCUUUCCACAGGUCUUAUUUCUCAGCCCUCAUUGGAGUUGCUGGGAUUUGAGUUACAAGUUCCCUAUCCCUGUGGUGCAGAAAUGUGAGGAAUGGAGCCUUAGGAACAUGUGACAGAAUAAGUCACGUGACAGAGGAAGCUUCAGCCUCAUCCUGCCGGCUGUCAAGUUUGUGGGCCGGAUGGGAUGUGAGUUUUCUCCCGCGAACUUGAGUUUGCUAUAUUAUAAAUAAAAAACAGAUUUAUCUAUCUCAUAAAAUUUAUACACUGCUUGAUUGUAAAACAAAACAAUGUGGUUUACAAAACAAAACAAAAAAAUAUGAAAAGGAAUUAACAACAAUAAUUUAAAACUUUCAAAAAAUUAAAAUUAUCAAUAAAUUGAAAACAAAACUUCCACCACCUUUCUAAAUAUCUAGGUAGGCUUGUCUAAAUAAAAGUGUUUCUAGCAGGUGCCAAAAAGAGUACGGUGCAGGCUCCUGCCUGAUAUCAAUAGGCAGGGAGUUCCAAAGUGGAGGUGCUGCCACAUUAAAAGAUUUUAAUGUAUUUUUAAUCUUUGUUGGAAGCCGCCCAGAGUGGUUGAGGAAACCCAGCCUGAUGGUGGGGUAUAAAUAAUAAAUUAUUAUUAUUAUUAAGUGCUUACAAAUGCGGAGCAGGUAUUAAUGUGGCACCUGAAACAGUGCCAGUUCCACCAAUUGAAAUGGUUGAGUGGGCGUAAAUGGGGUAAGGCACUCUCAUAGGUAAACUGCUCCCCAAUAUGAGGUAUGAGCAAACAGGAGUUCUUGGUUGGCGGUGAAACGCCUGAAUGUGCUAACUCAGUGGUUGCCAAUUGGUGGUCCAUGUAACCCACCCAGGGGGCCUAUGGCACAUACCUGUCAAUUGUCCGGAACAUCCUGUUUUGGGGGGCUGUGCUCUUGUGUGGGUCACAUGACUUGCACAGGAGCAAGGUGCAGAAGACUCACAUCCUGGUUUUGCACUGGGACUCAUUGAGUGUUGUUCACAUAACAAAAACUAUGACAGAGAUACCAACAUUUUCAAAAGUAGAGGAUCCAUGGCUUUGGCUUUUGAAAAAUGGGAUUCACAGUACUUGGCUAAUUGCCCUAACUGCCCUAACUCUGAUUUAACUUCCCAUUUUUACAGGAAAUUCAGUAAUUCUGAGACUCUGUGCAGUGAUCAGAAAUACUACUGUGAGCAGUGUCGCAGCAAACAGGAAGCGCAAAAGAGGUAAGCCUAAAAGCUAUUGGUUGUUGCAUUUUUAUGUCACUUUUCCUCCAAUCUGCUCAAGGCAGUAGGCAUGGUUCUCCAUCCUCUUUUGUUCUUACAAUAGCCUUGUAUGGUAGAUUAGGAUAAGAAAAAGUGAUAGAAAAGUCCAUUCGGAAUCUGAACCUGUGUCUUCCUUUGUCCAGCACUUUAAUCAUUAAACCACCCUGGUUCUCAAUAAAAAUAAGAUAUGUUACAGUUCUCUUUUGUUUGAAUUAGGGACAAUACAUUAUAUAGAGAGCCAGGUGUGUCUGCUGCAAUACUAUGAGUACAGAAAACCCCCAAACAUGAUAUUGCAUGUUUACUGCUUUGGUGGUGGUGGUGGUGGUGGUAACUCUCCGUGCUACAAAGCAGCACUUAUUUCAAAGCAACUGCAGUUUGGAACAAUUUGUAUUCCCUAGACUUUCUGUCACUGAACCCCCCUUUUUUUGCUUGCUUGUGGGGUGCCCCACUUUUGUGAUGGAUUUCUUGAAACUAUGCCUGCUGAAAUCUCAGGUGGUGGAAGGAUGACUAAACUAAGUUUCCAGUAGUCGGGCAUUGGUUGAGGGUGCACUGAAGAAGCUCUGUGCAUGACUUUCACAAUCUGAAUCAAUUGUUCAAACCUAUUUUAUAAAAGGUGAUGAAUGAUUUAUGCAAAAUAAGAGACUGAACUCAGCAAGUUGCAGAAUUCUGCAGGCACAAAACUUCGUAUUCUUGAUGCAAAGUGUUUGAAGGUUUACAUGUGGAGGCUGCGACCCUGAUAAGCUUCAUCCUGUGUGACUUAUGUAAAAGAAAGCCGUCAUGUCUCAAUACAAAGCAGGAACAUAUUUUGUGUUUUGAAGCAGAGCCAAUCAAAUAUCUUCUGCUCAAUAUUUUCUCCUUUUCGAAAAUGCCGACUGAUAACCUGCAAAAACAAAUUAAAGCCAUCUGACUUGGAUGGUUGGGUAAGAGUAAGUGUUACCACUUCUGCCUCCUACUUUUCUCACGGAUACAGGAGAAAAUCAAUUGUUCUUAUUUCUUAGUCAAUAGCAGCCAGAGCCAAAAGGCAGAGUUCAUUCUUUCUUCUGCUUUCCUUGUUGUGAUGAGAGACGGAUGCUUUUGGGCCAUACAAGAAGUUGCUUUGAGUCCAUAUGCUCUUUCUCAGCCUUCACCAACCUUGUGCCCUCUAGAUACUUUGCACUCCAACUUCCAUCAACCUCAGCCAGCACAAGAGGGCUUGUAGGCGGAGGCUGAUGAGAGUUGUAGUUCAAAACAUCUAGAGGGCAGCAGGUUGGCAAACAGCCGCACUGAUUCUUCCCAAUGUUGCACAAAAGAGGUACUGAAUAAUGUUUCAGAUUUGCGAAUAUUGAAAAAGUUAUCCAUUUAUUUGAAUAACUUACCAUGUUUACUGUUUUAAACAAGCUUUCUUAGAAUUCAGAGUGAUUUCAUAACAUGGAUUCCACCCUCCACCAUCUCAUUCUCUUUUGGUCUUAUUUUGUGGACCUAGGAUGCGAGUGAAAAAGUUGCCCAUGAUUCUUUCUCUGCACUUGAAAAGAUUCAAAUACAUAGACCAUCUGCAUCGAUAUACCAAACUUUCCUACCGUGUAGUCUUUCCUUUGGAGCUUCGACUCUUCAACACUUCAGGAGAUGCUUCAAACCCAGAUAGGAUGUAUGAUCUUGUGGCUGUAGUUAUUCAUUGUGGCAGGUAAACUAUGAGGGAUCACAUGCAUACCAUGUGAUAUAGCAUUUGCUAUGUAUUUGGGGGAAAUAUUUGUCUGUUCUCUGUCUGUUUGGAGACGUUCUGCUUGUGGGCUUCCCUUAAGCGUUUGCUUGGCUGCUGUAGGAACAGGUGCUGGACUGCAUGAGUCUUUGGUCUGUUCAAGCUUUCUCUUACUUCAGGGGUGGGGAGAAUGUGGCCCUCCGGAUGUUGCGGAACUACAGAUUCAAGAUAAUUCGCCUGUGAUAAUUGGUUCCCUGAGCAUGUUGGCUGGGAGUUGUGGUCCAGCAACACCUGGAGGAACACAAGAAUGUCUUGCAUGUCCUCUAUUACAAGCCUUCUCUCAAAACACUUUAAAGGAAAUCUUCCUACAGCUUUCACCUCUCUUCUCUUGUGCAAAGUAGUCCCCCUCUUGUUCAUUCUGCUUCUGCUCUUUGGUACCUGUCUUCACCAGCUGAUGGCACUUCCCAUAGGAUGGUCUACCCUCAGAAUUAUGGAGUCUGGUGGAUUCCUGAAUGCUCUGGGGGAUUUCCCAGCUGACAUGUUGAGACUGUGGAAUGGUGAUGUAUGUGGAGCUAUCAGCAUGAUCUCUCCUGAGUGUACUCACCAUUGCUGUGGAGCACAUAGGUUGUCUUUGUACUCUAGUGACCUGCAUGUCUGAGGAUGAAGACCAGCUUGAAGAAGUGUGGUUGACCACCUACCCCCUUGACCAUCUUGGCUUCUUAAAGUUGGCCAUAGUAGAUGGACUAGGUGGGUCCAGGGAGUGAUCAGUGCUUCAUUUGAGGAGGGAGAGGUACCACCCACUCUGAACUUCCUUAGAACCUCCUUAGAACCUCCCUCUACCUGGAAGUGUUAAGCAACCAUUAAAAAGGUAAAGGACCCCUGACAGUUAAGUCCAGUUGUGGACGACUCUGGGGUUGCGGCGCUCAUCUCGCUUUACUGGCUGAGGGAGCCAGUGUUUGUCUGCAGACAGUUUUUCUGGGUCAUGUGGCCAGCAUGACUAUGCCGCUUCUGGAAAAACCAGAGCAGUGCAUGGAAAUGCUGUUUACCUUCCUGCUGGGGCGGUACUUGUUUACAAAUAUCACUUUCUGGGACAAGGGUACUUGAGAGGGUGGUGUUGGUCCAGCUUCAGGCAUGCUUUGAGGAGACUGAAUAUCUGGAUCCAUUUCUGCCUUACUCUGAAACUGCCUCAGUUGCCCUGUUUGGUGAUAUUGUUGAUGGAUUGGCUCAAAAAAGUGAGACUUGAGCACACUGUACUUCAAUAGUUUUGCUCAUAUAUUCAGGGGCAUUUCCACAAAGUAACUAUGGGAAGCUACUGUUUGACACUGUGGGAGCUUUCCUGCGAUAUCUUGCAGGGUUCUUGCAGGGAUAUGUGGAUGACACCCAUCACUAUUUGUCUCUCCCAUCUGAGUCAGGAGAGGUGGCUGAGGUGCUAUACUGGUGUUUGAAGGUAUUGGUGGGUUGGAUGUGGACCAAGAAAUAGAAACUAUCCUGAAAAGACAGAGAUGUUAUGUGUUCCAAGUUCUCAAGUCAAGGACAUGGGAAGAUGGCUUCCUCUGGACAGGGUUGCACUUCCGUGGAAGGAGCAGGUUUGUAGCUUGGGUGUACUGCUGGAUUCAGCAUUAUCACUUGAGGCUCAGAUGGCCUCAGUGACUAGGAAUGCUUAGUUCCAGCUGUGGCUGGUUUGCCAACUACAGCCCCUUCUAGACAGCGAUGACUUAACCACUGUACUCCAUGCUCUGGUAACUUCCAGAUUGGAUUAUUCCAAUAUGCCCUUAAAGACAACUCAGAAACUUCAUCUGGUUCACAAUGCUCCAGCCAGAUUAUUGGCUGGGGUUCCCUGUUCUAACACAGCUGCAUUGGCUGCAGGUUUGUUUCUAGGCCUAGUUCAAUGGGCUCACACUAGUGUUUGAAAUACUAAUUGACUUAGGCACCAAAUGACCCCCUCCUUCCCUACGGACUCACUCCGGGCGUAAAAUCAGCAGAAUACCUGGUAGUUUGUCUUGAUAGUUCUACUGCCCUCAGAAGUUUGGGGUGGUGGUUGUAUCCCUGCAGAGGGCAUCACCUCUGGCAACCCCUAAGUUGUGGAAUUUCACAUUUCAGGAAAUGUGAAAGAGGCACCUCUUUGCUAUGGCUUGAGAAGUAUGUUUUCAGGAUGCACACUAAUCCUGUGCUUGUAGUUUGUUUUAACUGUUUUUAAUACUGAUUUUUAAAAUUGUUGUCACCCACCCUGGGCCCUGCUAGUGAAGGGCAAGUAAUAAAUGUGGUUGUGAUACUAGUAAUAAUAAUAUGUCUGCAUCUCAGAGGGUAGCUUACUAGGGAAUGGCUGCCCAUGACUGCAGGUGACAGAUGACUGAUAACUAUUUUAUAUGUUACAGUAGCUUAAUGUGUUCCAUCUCAUUUGUACAAUCAAGGAAGAGUUCUCAAGUUGUUGUUAAAAAGCAAAAAACUAUUGUUGGAUUUCCCCCACUCCCUGCUGCCCCCUACAGUAAUUUAAGACAUUUGCUUGAUGCGCGCACAAAUUAUACAUGAAUUAAUGUUUUCAACUGAUUGUUUAGAAAUGCUGAGUUAUUUGUAGAAGCCAGGUGUAGGCUGCUCCCAUCUUCUCUGAAAAGGAAAUUGAAAUAAAAUCUAUUAUUGGAACAAUGAAAUUAUUUAAAGCAGUAUAGUUUGACCAAAUGUUUUUAAAGGUUUAUAUUUUCAUGGAGUCAGCGCCACCUGGUGAGAAUUCAUCAGCACCGAGUUAACAAGGGUAGCCAAUUAAAAAUGGCAAAAGGGAGCAUUACCUGCACAUAGGAGGCUACCUUAGAUACGGUCAGACCGUUGGUCAGUCUAGCUCAGUAGUGACUGCACUAUCUGGCAGUGGCUCAGGAGUUCCUCUCCCUGGAGAUGCUGGGGAUUGAGUCAGGGGCCAGUAGCAUCCAAAGCAUGUGUGCUGCUGUUGAGUCACACAGCCCUUUCCCAAAGAACAGUAAAUGCCAAUGAGAAGGGUUGCAGCCUAACCUCUACCCUGACUAGUUUGCCAUGCACAUGAAGUGUUUUUGUUUGGAGGGCUGUUCAGUCUUGUGAACUGCCUGCUUGAAGUGGUAGAGCACAGACACAGAUUCCCAGGUUGCUAAGAAUUAGGCCUACAUUGCUGUGUGGCUCCUGUAUUCGCACACACUUUAAAAAAAACCUGUAGGUUUCAGUGACAACCAUUAAUUUAUGAUAUUAAUAUACCACCUGUCUGACUGGGUUGCCCUAGCCACUCUGGGCGACAUCCAACAAAUUAAAACAUCACAGUAAAACAUAAAACAUUAAAAACUUCCCUAUACAGGGCUGCCUUCAGAUGUCUUCUAGAAGUUGUAUAGUUGUUUAUUUAUUUGACAUCUGAUGGGAGGGCGUUCCACAGGGCGGGUGCCACUGCUGAGAAGGCCCUCUGCCUGGUUCCCCGUAACCUUACUUCUCACAGGGAGGGAAACAUCAGAAGGCCCCCAGAGCUGGUCCUGUGUCCAAUGGAGGUGGAAAUGUUCCUUCAGGUAUACAGGGCUAAAGGUGUUCAGGGCUUUAAAGGUCAGCACCAACGUUUUCAUUUUGUUCCAGUGGUCCAAACCGUGGACAUUACAUCACCAUUGUGAAGAGUCACGGUUUUUGGUUGCUGUUUGACGAUGAUAUUGUAGAGGUAGGUCUACAUAUUAUGCCAACUUCUCACACCCUGGUGAUAACUCUCACGGUGUCUUGGAUGUAAGUCAUUGUCACGACACAUUAUUUAGGCGUUUAACCUUGACUGGUGAAAAGUGAGCUGCUUUUACCAGUCCCGUAAACACUUUUGGUGGUUGGUUAUUUUGCUGUUGUUUUCUCAUUCUUUGCCACUGAUGGUCACAGAAGAAUAAGGGUUCAAAGGGGGGGGGAGAGUCUUAAGAGAUCUGCCACCAGGUGCUUUUGCAUAGCAACAAGUGCAGAAAUCCUGGAUGGGCUUCAUAAGUAAGCAAAGAGCAGGAUGGGGAAGGGAAGGAGAAGGGAGGCAAAAAUUAAUAAAGUUCCAUCUUGAAGGUUGGGGUUCAGUGCAGGUCCUGGAACAACUGAAGUCAACUGAUACAGGUGCCCUGACUUGAAGGUGGUUGAUAUUGAAAAGUGAUUAAAUUAUUACAGACUCUGUUGGUUGCCUUGUUAAAGGCAACAGCAUAAUUUCAAAUGUCUCCUCUAACCAUGGUGUGCAAACCCACUUCAAAGCAUGUGUUCAUUCUCUCAUUUACAAAGGAAUUGUGACUUGCAUUUAAAAUGGUUUACAUAGAUGCACAGGUAGUGCAAAAUCCCAGUUAAAUAUCCAGAAUAAAAGAGGAUGAUCACCCUGGAGUGGGGGAAAGGGAGGGACUGUUUCGUUCCUGUCCAGUUCCAGAUUUGCCAACCAGAGUACCCAUGUUACAUCUGCACUGGACAAAAUUGAUCCCAUUUACUGUCCACUGUCUAGAUCAGCGGUUCUCAACCUGUGGGUCCCCAGAUGUUGUUGUACUACAACUCCCAUCAUCCCUGACCACUAGUCAUGCUGGCUAGGAAUGAUGAGAGUUGUAGUCCAACAACAUCUGGGGACCCACAGGUUGAGAAACACUGGUCUAGAUCAUGUUUUCUCUUCCCUGUUUGAUUGGAGCAACAUCUGUUGACGUCUAGACAUAGCAGUCAAUGGGUCAGAGUGCUGUCACUAUUCACUGCUUUCCACCGGAGAGACAAAGGAGGCCAUUUAGAAAAGACACUCUGAGUCAACACCGAACUUGUACUUCUAAGUUUCAAGGCUAUGAAGAUGUAACUUUUCCAAAAAUACAGUAUUGAUCCUGCAGUAUUCUUGAUAUUAGGGCAAGGAACAUAAGGGUGUUGGUUGCCAUGAGACUGAUGUGUUUUCACUUCCAGAAGCCAAUAGUUUCGGCAGCAGCGUCAAAGUGUUUAUCAGAUUGUGAAAAAUAGCUGCGGAAACGGGAAGAAGUUGUUUUCAUACCCUGGCUAUUUUUUCUUAAGAACUGUUGUUGAAAGGACUGGCAAUGAAAAUUGGAACCCAUUUCCUUUUCAGUUCUUAGUCUGAAAGAUUUUUUCAUGUGUGGAGAAAGUUCUGUUUGUUUAAAGGAAAAGAUAUUGCAACCAAGCUGUGUGGUUAAUUAAGUGGCUUAUUGUUGGGUGGGGAGGGGAGCCGUCCGCAAUUUAGCCACUGGUCAGGGUUAUGGGACCCUCAGGUUUCCCCUAUCAGUUCUUCAUUUUUAUUAUUAUUUUUAUUACAGAAUUAGUAAUCAGCUGGUUGGUUGAUGGGUUGUGGAAAGGCCUCUGCUCCCAGGGACCACAGUGUAUUCUAGAUCUGAUGCCUAUAAACCCAUAGAGACAGAGCUUAGCCUCCUUUCUUUUCUCUUAUAUGGGUCUGUCUCCAUAUCGUUCGAGGACCACAUCUUCCAUGUUCCUUAUCAAGCCAUAAGUACAGUGUGUACCCUUCCUUUUGCUGUGGCACCUGCCUACCCAUCUUGGGUUCCCCAUUGACAUUUGUGGCAUGGGUUGCUGCCAAUCUGGUCCCCUGGGGCUAGGUUGGUUUCUGAGGUUUCCACUGGGGUGAGUCAUCAGAUCACUCUGGAGGACAGCUGUUCUUGCUCCUUUUUCUUUUAGAAAUGGAAUUCCGUGUCUCCAGGUAUUCUUUGUCAGUGUUAUAGUUUCUGUUAGGGUGUCAUUGGCAAGCCUUGGUGCUCUAGGGUCACCAUCUGGAUCCUGCUCCACAUUGAAAGUGGCAAAUGCCUGGAUGGGAUGGAAGAAUCCUCCCACCACUGCCUGUCUGAGUCCUCAGAAUCCCAGUUUCUUUCCCCAGAUUUAUGUGUCACCAAAUCAGUAACUGCAGCUGCUGUUUUAUUGAUGGCUACAUAUCCAUCCAGGAUCUGAGUUGGUCUCUGCUGGAUUGCAUUGAAAUAGCUUGUAUCCAGCUCCCCCAGUACUACUAUAGCUGGGCUCCUGAACCACUUUUCAUAGGAAUCCUUAUCUUGGUAUCAAACAGGUAGGGGUGCAAUGGAUCUCUUGAACCAUUAGCCUCUGCUAGUGCAUUUAAAGUCCCAGCAGACCUACCAUGACUUUUCCACAGCCUCACUGCCCAUGUGAGCCAGAAGACUGUUCAUUCUCUCAGUGGCUCUAUUUCCCUGGUUAGGGCCUGGAUCUGAGUAGCUGUCAUUGGUUUAAUUCGAGUAAUGACUUCUUGUUGCUGUAUUAUGAGCCCUGUGUUGGCUCAUCUUUUCCCAGCUGCCUUUUCUGUUUUUCUUUGUGAUGUUCUGUGAGUGCUCUCAAUUUUUAUUUAAUCAUCUUCUCCCUUUUUCUCCCUAGUAACUUGCCUCCCAGCACCUGCUAGUAUCUCCUGACGUGACUUGUCUGAUUCCUCCUGAAUUUGUUGGAUGGCUUAUAUCAUAUCCUCUGCUACCCAGUUGAUUCUGUUAAAUCAGACAUUGGUAUCAGUUGCCUGCCUUCCACCAUUACUCAGGACAUUGAGAGCCUGGUUGUGCCUUCUGCUGUUUUUGUCCAGUCUUUGACUUGUUUUUGCUUUGGCUCAACAGGAGGUUGGCAAGGACCUGAAUCACAGGUCUGCUCCUGUGGUGUAGUCAUUGCAAGUCCCAAAUGCCCAUAUCCCUUUUCACCUUCAUAUACAAACAUUUCAAAGAAUCAUAGAAGCGUCACCUAGUACAACCCCUGCAAUGCAGGAAUCACAGCUACAGUAUCCCUAGCAGAAUGGCCAUCCAACAUUUGUUUAAAAACCUCCAUGGAAGGAGAACCCACCACCUUCCGAGGGAGUCUGUUCAACUGAACAGCUCUUAAUGUUAGAAAGUUCUUCGUAAGGUUUAGUCAGAAUCUCAUUCCGUGUUAAUUUUAAUCUAUUGGUUUGGGUCCUACCCUCUGGAGCAGCAGAAAACCAGCUCAUUCCAUCUUCCACAUUACAACCCUUCAGAUAUUUGAAGACUGCUAUCAUACCCUCUCUCAAUCUCCUCUCCUGCCGGCUAAACAUACGCAACUCCCUCAACCGUUCCUCAUAAGGCUUGAUUUCCAGACCUUUUGUUAUCUUGGUUCCUCCUCUGCACACCUUCCAGCUUGUCAGUAUCCUCCUUAAACUGUGAUGCCCAGAACUGGUUGGUGAGAUCCGACUGUGCCUUCGGGUCCUAAUAUGUCUAAUAAAGAAUAGUGUUGGCUAUGAGAAGCAGUGCUCCCAAGUUUAUUUAAAACAUCUUUUAAGAAUAUAAAACCUCAAUAUUGGUGGUACUUAUUAAUACAACAUAGAUUUGGACAGAAAUGGAAACCCCAGUUUGGCAGCCAUGGGGCUUGAUGAAAAGAUGGGGCCACCAUCACAUCCAUAGGUCUGCCUCUUGUGCUAGGGCAGAAGGCAGGGAACGGGGCAGGCAGACAAAAUGCUGUGAACCUGAAGCUGGCACGGUUUUUUAGUCCCAGAUGAGUCUCGAUUGUAUCAUGUGCUGCUCUGGGUCCUGUGCAUCCCAGGCUAACUCAGGCCCUUCACACACCUUGUUUCUGGGGUUUCCAGCCAUCCAUUUGCCCAAUCCAGCCCACCCCCACCCCAGUGCAAAAAGGGGGGGGGGGCAAAGAUUGUAUCCAUCAAACCCAAAUCUACUUUUGCACUGUAGAUCAAUACUAACAGUUUUCUUUAUAUUUUUGGGUUUUUGCCAAUAAUUGCCAGUUUCUGAAGAACUGUGCUAGCUAUGAUAAAUUAAAUGUCUGCUUAUUUUUUACCUAUACAUCCAAAUGUUACCUUCCAUUACCGUAUGGGCCUUAUCAAUGAAAUGGAUUUAGCACUGGUGAUAAAUCCUCCUGUGGCGAAGUCUCCUCCUCCAGACUCCCCUCUUCUACCGCCACAGGCAGCUGUCUCACCGGUUCCACAGAACCACACAAAUCACUGGCCCUCCCCUUAGAUUAUCCUUCCCAACUGCCUCCUCUGCCCACACAUGCCCCCACUCCUCAGGCUCCUGCCCAUCGCUGACAUGGAGAAUCUAAAGGAAUGCAUUUCCUUUAACCUUUUCAAAUACUUUUAAAUUAAAUUGUAAUAACAAGCAGGCAGGUUACAGGAAAAAACAUGUGAAAGUAAAAUCAGUUUUUUGUUUGUUUUUUAAAAAAGAAAAGAUAAGCUGUCACAAUGCCAGUAAGUAACUACAGGGUAGAAUUAAUGCAAUUUACUGUUGAUAAUAGACCAUCUUAAGAGGGAAAGGAUGCCUGGUCUCUAAUUACAAAGAGUUCCAUAGCCUAAAGCAAAAUACAGUGGUACCUUGGGUUACAUACGCUUCAGGUUACAGACUUCGCUAACCCAGAAAUAGUACCUUGGGUUGAGAACUUUGCUUCAGGAUGAGAACAGAAAUUGUGUGUCAGCAGUGGGAGGCCCCAUUAGCUAAAGUGGUACCUCAGGUUAAGAACAGUUUCAGGUUAAGAACAGACGAAUUAAGUUCUUAACCCGAGGUACCACUGUAGCUUUUCUAAGAUGAUUUUCUAAGUUUCUAUAGAAAUUGAAAGCUGUUAUAUUUUGAAAUGAGCCCCCUUUUUAAUUAAAGUCCUGCUUGAUUAAUCAGUGGUACCUUUUUAGGCUAGGAAAUAUUUGUUUUUGAGCAAUUUUUGUCCUUCUGUAGUAUACUUAGAGGUAAUGUGUGGCUAAUAAUCCAAAUUAAAUAGCUGGUUGCAUAAUCCCAGUAAAUUUUCCAAGUCUUUUAAUUCUGAUGCAGUCUCUCUGUGACCACCACCACCACCUCCCAGAAAUAUUUUGCUGAAUUUAAAGGGGGGGGGGAGAGACACUAAGUGAGAUUCAGCAGGUAGUGAUGUUAUUUUCCCCUCCUUAAUCUUCUUGUUGUCUUAAAUUGCAGAAAAUUGAUACUAAAGCAGUUGAAGAAUUCUAUGGAUUAACAUCGGACGGUUCCAAAAACUCAGAAUCUGCAUAUAUCCUCUUCUAUGAAUCAAGGCACUAAGACAGUGCACCCUGAAGCAUCUUGCAUGUUUUCAGAAAAGGAAUCAAGCCACUGCUCAGAUAGGACAUUGUAGUGAUAGUAAAAUCAAUACCUCAUCAUUGCCAUAGGACCACAGGACGUCACCAGGACAUAAACUGGGACAUUUUCUCAAGGACGACAACUGCCAUUAGCAAGAAGGCAUCUUGCUUUGGAUUUCUUUCUGGGCUAUUUUAUACUUGUUAUCUUCCCAAAUCUGUGUUACCUCUACUUGAAAUAUGCCUGCUUGAACAUUCAAGAACCAAGGAAAUAUUUUCUUGUUUUUCAGUAGUAUUAUGCAGUUAGUUAUUAUUCAGGGUUGAUGGCCUGAGACUGUCCCUUGGUUUCUAUUUCUCCUGUUUUUUUCUGUAUUCUAGCAGAAUGAUUUCAGUCUUCAGUGUCAGCUCAAGACCUGUUUUAGGGUGUGAGUUGCAGAAAGUUGCUGACUGCUGUUGGUGGCCCAAAACAGGAUUGCUGCCAGAUUAAAUUGUAUUGGAAAUAUCAUGACUUUAAUUCUGUGUGUGGCAAGAGAAAAAGAAAAAGUUGUCCCUAUAGUGUUGUGAAUUUCCUCAAAGGGUAGCAUUUUGAUUUCAGACAACACUAUUAUUCUUCUUCAUUUAUCCCCACUUUGUUCCCCCCCCCCCAAAUCUUAUUGAAAUGUUAUUUUUAUGUGCUUUAUAAUGUAUUCUCUACUCAAAGCCGCAAUAUUGCAGAAUCUAAGGGAGCAAAAAGUAGAUGAAAAUCUUUGAGGACCUGUAAGAUGAAUUGAUUGUAUUUCUUGGAGCUCUUAUAUAAGCCAAAAGUGCCCUCUUCUGAAAAUAGAUAUAUUUGUUGUUUGUUUCACUGUAUAACAAACUCUACAGACACAAACAAAAAGGCAGGUUUUGGAUUGAAUCUACAUUCUAGAAAUACCUAUUAAGAGGCAACACUAAUUCUGAGAAUUAAUGAACAAAUCAUCCUUGUUUUGCAAACAGCGGGAGUUUAAGAAGAAAUAACUGAGGUCAACAUGUACCGAUGCCUUGAGAAGUAUCCAAUUUAAGCUGUGGACCAUGUAUAAUUGCCCAGUUCUCGAUUGGCUGCUGCUUCAACAGAAAAACAAGGCUGUCUCAUGAAGACUGAAUUUCACUUAGUGUCUGUUUACCAGAUCUGCUGCCCCUGUUUAUCCUGCCACCUGAAUUGGUCACCACUGUGCCUCCUGGGUGGGGUGGUCCAGGAUCCAGUGACCAGUUUUGGCUAUGGGGAGUCUUUGUUGUGCCUAAAUUGACAUUCCCACCUGAAAUGGCUUCCCAGCAUGUUCAAGUGGAGGGGAGACACUUUGAGCAGUCCUCUAAAAACAUCAGGAUUGCCUCCAUUGUAGCAAUGGGAAACAUGCGCAGCAGCUCCUUGUAAGCGUUAGAGCACAUGGAACUCUGUACUGGGACACAUGAGUGGAAGUGGAGAUUCAGCCUUCCAUUUGGUUGUAACAUUAAAGCCGCCUCUGCUUGUCCCAAAGCAGCCCUCCGUAUCAUGCUCACUGUCGAGGAGGAGAUCUACUUAAUUACAAUUCCAUAACUUGUGCUCUGGUUCUCCCCCCCCCCCCCCCAAAAAAAAACCCACAACCAUUAUGUGCAAACAUCACGUCACAUUCUCUUAAUGUCUUCUUACGCAAUUGUCUCCCCGGCAGAAUUCUGCUAGCAACAAAUUCUGCAAUUAAAAACGGACAAACUGUCAGGUUUCAGCAUUCACACUUCAACCACUUCAGGGAGAAAACUGAUGUUGCCUAAUAUAUUAAUGCCAAAAUAUGCAAAAGUAAUAUUUUCUUCAGAGGUUGUCAUCACUAAUAAAAUAAGUCUUUGACAACUGGCUCUUGAUAAUGCACUACAAGUGAAUGUUCUGUUGGCUAGAAAUCCACCCAUAAAGACCCAAAAUGAGGCCGUUAAGCAAAGCCUGUCAUCUUGUAGGUCUUCAGAGGAAGGUCACAGGUGUGAAGGCACGCACUAAGCAGCAAAUGGCAGAGUAAUGUAGGAGAACAUAAGGCAGAACAUAGGACCACCCACUUCUAUUUUGUAUAGUUGGUGAUAAUCCUUUUACAAAUAAAAUGCCUUGUAAGAAAUAGAAAAUAUUAAGAGAUAUAUAUACUAUAGAUUAAAAGGGCACUUUUGCUACAGUUUCUAUUGUGAAGAGAGUGGUUUGAUGCUGCUUCUGUAUAAUUAAAUGACUGCCG
Molecule: messenger RNA, 51758 nt
Organism: Podarcis lilfordi (Lilford's wall lizard)
Lineage: Eukaryota; Metazoa; Chordata; Lepidosauria; Squamata; Lacertidae
Source: the annotation of a GenBank genome assembly